AUGACACAAUACAUCGACGUAGCUGGAAAACCGCACCUAAAGUCGUGCAAACCGAUCGGCCAUCCACAGCCGACCAUCAAAGUGAAAAAGAUUCGGCAAUUUCGAUAAGGUAACCGAUUGCGUUGACAUUAUUACAAGGCCGAGAUAGCCGGACAAAGGCAGACAAUACUGUGGCAUAAACCAUAGAACUCGAUAUAACCAAUUACUGAAAGGUAAACAAAACGAAUGGUGAACUAUAGAAAAUGAAACAAAAUGUGGGCUGAAGCCCUGAAGAUCAAAUAUCUAUCAGGUGUAAUAUUUUUCAAACAAUAAAUAAGUCAGGUACCAGUGGAAGCAUUAUCUAUCAAGGGAAAAUCCCCCACGGUACCUGUAUUUAAACCUGGAAAAAUAAGAAUGAAAAAGACUAAGACGGUAAGCCGAACCAUAUUAUUAACUCCCUAUGAAAUACCACUGUAUCCAUUGUAAUGUCAUUAUAAGGUAUUCUUCCUUCUAUCACCGUUACUCUUGACAAACAACUAUGCUGCUUUCGUCGUAAAAGAAAAUUAAAAAAAAAAAACGAACUCAAAAUAUCUGACAUGACAAAAACCUUUUACAUGAUAUUAUAGACACACACGCGAAAAUACUGCCGACCUUUUUCUGGCGUGAAUACUGAAAAGACGCGUUAGUGUACAUUUAUUAUACACGCACGGCCAACAGUUAUUUUCGAGAAGGUUAGGUUUUUGAGAAGGCCCUUUGAACAAGUUUCUAAUAUUUUCCUACAUAAAUUUAUGUACGUAAGCAUUUUACAAUACAUAAUACAAUUAUGGGACAUGAACAUUUUGUACGAAAUCUAAAUCAAGUGAUCGGGUGACGAUAAAACAAAAAUAUAAUUUUUUAUUAUUAUAACGAAAACUUGUGUCUGUUAUAUUAUAUUAUAUCAGUUCUAAACGAUUAAAAUUCAGUUAUUUAAUUUUAUCAUAUUCGACCUAUUAUUAUUAUUUCGGUUGGACUAAUAGGUAUCUGGUUCAACAAUCGAAUAAAAAAAUUAUUGUUCUGUGGCCUUAAUGGAUUCCCUAAACUGUUGUGGUCGAAACCGGGUUGCACAUAAUAUUCUGCAGUCGACAACGAAAGGUCGGAAAUAGGGUUAAAAAAUAUUUAGCGCUACUUUAGCCGAAAUCACACGUAUAUUAUUUAUAUACUGUUGAAGAAUAUAUAUAUAAUAGAUAUAGGGUUAUUUACCCGGCAAUUUCAGAGAAACAAAAAAAAAUUCAGAAAAUAAAUAAUACAAAACACUACCUACACUAAAAUACCACCGGCGCUGGAAAAUAAGUUAUUGCGCGGAAAGUUAUUCGGAAAAACUCGAGCCAAUAAAUUAUAGUGGCAUGUAAGGACAAAACAACCCUCUAAACAUAUGCAUGCGCUGACCCUUUUUAUCAUGUACAAAACGCAUACGUGUUUUGAUUCUUUCAUCGUUAUAUCAUAUUAUAAAUAAAAUAUGCGCUACAGUAAUAUUAAAACAGUUGUAAUUACAAAUAAGGCAGUUGGUGAAGGGGCGUAAAAAACAAAUGACAUUAUUAUUUAUGGGUGUAUCAUUAAUUUGUGUGUUACAGUCAUCAUAAAUACUUAUUAAAAACUGUUUUAGAUUAUUUAUCGAUGUUUAAAAAGCUAUUUAUAUAUAUUUAUAAUAUUUUACGCAUUUAAUAAAAGUUCAUAUUUUUUCACCGUAUUCGACUUUGAAACGCGUAUUUAUGAUUGUAAACAUAAUAUGUAUUUGAACUUCGUCUUAUACUUCGUUUAUCUCUUUUUUUUUUUUUUUUGCUGAGUUUUUAUUAUUUAGCUACAUCAUUUCUGUUAUUUUUACUCUACAACCAUAAAACAAUAAAUAAUAAAUUAAUGUCUAAAAUAUUUUUGAACAUAAAUAAUAUUUGAUAGAAAUAUUACUAUUAUCUAUAUAUAGCAUGGGCGAUUUUUAUCAAACAUUAUCUCGGGAAAAUUCAAAAUUAUGUGGGCCACACUCUUCCAAUGCAAUAUAUUACAUUAAUCAAUGUGUCCGAUUUUAAAAUAUCCAGCAGCUAUUCAUUUGUUACACGCAAAAGUGAAUAAUAUAUUCGAUAUUAUAUUACGUAUUAUUUAUUACUGAAGAUUUAAAUUGGUAAUAAAAAUAAUGUAUUAGGGAACUAUAAUUCCCAAAUAAAAACUUGAUACAAACAGCGCAAACCUUUAUUUUUAUGAAAAUAAUAUUUGCAUACAUUGACCAACUGUAAUUUUUUUAAGUCCUUAACCAUCUCGUCAUAAUUAUUAUAUUUCAAUUUACCAACUGUUUUAAUUUUGUUACAGUUAAAAUCAAUGAUGUAUGAAAGUACUUGUUCAUACCAAAGUGCGUUAGACCUGAAAAGGGUGGCAAUGUCAUCACCGCCUAAUAUAAAAACGGAAAAUGACUGUCUUCCGACUAAUACACCACAGUGGCCAUCAGUAGGAGUGGCUAGUUGUGCUUAUAGGUAAAAAAAAUGCAAUCAAGUUAAAUAUACGUUUCUGCCUAAGUACAUGAUUUGUUUACGCUAAAUUAUGUACAUUUGUAUUUGUUAGGUUUGCGUGUAAUUCCACCUUUGAACAGCUAAAACAAUCGGUAGAAAAAGCGAAAGCUGCACUACAAGAUCGUGGUAGUUACUUGUCGUCCUGUGAUCUCGGCACAUCACCUUUUUGUCCGGCGACACCGUCGUCUAGAACACCCGUGACAUCUCAUCCAACCACUAAUUCGCUCGACCUAUUCCAGGAUGAACAAAAUAACACCGACAAACGAAACAAUUGUGAGUAAUAAUAUAUACUAUAUAAAUAAAUAAUAAACUAUUUGCAUAAAAGUCUGAAGAAAAAAUAUUUUAUAAAAGCUGAACAUACUUUAUACCCAUACCCUCUUUGGAGAUGGAAAAUCACAAAACAAUUCUGUGUUUCUACAUGAAAAAAUUUGAGCAUUUUUACUAACCAAAAAAGUAUUUUCCAAGAAAAAGAAAAACACACAGAAUUUAUAAUAAAACUAUUCCUCGCUACACUCGUAAUCUAAUAUUUAAAAUAAAAAAUAAUAAAGACCAGUAUAUUUUUUAUAACAACGUAUUUAUCUUCUUGUAACAUUAAUACAAUAAUUCAACUGUUAUUAUAUUGUUGAGAAAAUAUAUUUCUUUAAAAACAAUAAUAUAUUAAUAAUAAAAUACCAUUGAAAAUCUCCCAACAGUAUAAACAUUAAAGAGUAUUAUAAUAUAUGUAUUGUCGGUUUUUUCGCAACCAUAGAAUAUAAAGCGAAAAAGGAAGAAAACAGUUUCCAUGGAAACAACAUUCGGUCGUCAUCCUUCAGUGGUUUUGUACUUUUGGCCCUUUGAGAAAAAAUGGCGCGUUUUUGGAACAAUCACACUGAGCGACCACACAAUACAAUAUAUAUAUAUAUAUAUAAAUGUAUGUAUAUAAUAUAUAAUCUAACACACCGGGCGUUCGGAAACGAAUAUAGGAAAGAAAGACAGCAAAGGAGUAAAAGAAAAUUGAGUACAUCCGUUGGAGCCUUUUAGUAAAAAAAAAAAAAAAACGAACGUAAAAUACUUUUUAAUGAUAUACCAGGGACAUCGGUUUUUAUUAUUGUGUACUUCCGACGACCGUAUCAGACCACGCACAUAAUCCUUUUAUGAUUAUCAUUUCCUUCCUUGAAAAAUAUUUUGUAAGGUUUUUACUACAGAUAUACUUAAUAAUUUAUUUAUGUUAAUAAUUUCAAACAAAUCUUGAAUACUAAAACUUGGAAGAUAAUGUUAUAUAAUAUAUACCUACCUAUACGUUUUUUUUUUUUUUUGAUAAUUAAGUUUCAUUGAAUAUUAUUUUUUUCUUUUUCAAGUUACUUUAGUUUCUUUAUAUUAAUUGUUUGACAUUUAACAAUAUUUAUAAUUACAAUAAUAACAAUAGUAACAAUAGUAACAAAUAUUGAAGAAAUACAAUAGAAAUUAAAGUUAUGAAUUGUACUUUUGAUUAGAAAAGUAUAUUAUCAAUAAUAAAAAAAAGAACAUACUUCGCACAUGGGUGCAGCCACUGAUAUAGGUGAGAAGUUGGGAAGAUAGUAGAAGGGAAAUUUAAUGUAUAUCUAUAAGUAACAAUAAACCAUUGCUAACGAAAAAACGAUUCUGAACGGAGUUCAGUUGAUAGUAUUGCAUUGUCAAUAAUAUUACGCCAUGUUAUGGUAAAAUAAUUACAUAAGUAUUAUAUAUUUUCUUUGAUGAUAUUUGAUUAAUAUUGUACCUAUUUUCCCGUUUUUACUGAGGUUUUCUUGGUUUUCCCAGUCAGAUAUUAUUUUAGAAAAUGUAAAAUCAUGUAAAAUCGGAACGAAAUUACUGGUAGAAAAGUUGUCUACAGAAAAAAAAGACCGUAAUAUUUUACUAAUACAUUUCGUAAAUUUUCCCGUUUUCCUCAGUUUUUUUCUAAUUUGUUGGGAAAACUGUUGAGAAAAUCUUAAAAAGACCUCCCCAGUCAAAUUUUCUUAUCUAAUCUAACCCAAUUUAUUUUGCCUUCAUCGCAUUGGUAUAUUUAUAACCAUAUUGGAAGGUAAUUUCUCUAAAAAUAGAAACCAAACAUUUAUAAUAGCGAUUUAGAUAGCAAGAAGAAAAAAACACGACUAAAUACUAUUCCAUUCAGAAUCAUUUUUCAUUAACAAUAAUCUACAAAUCUUUUACAGAUUAUAAGAACUUAGUUUUUAAAAAAUAAACAAAAGCAUCACACAAACUAACAUUAAAAAAAUCAUGAGGACAAUAAAAUAAUAUUAUACACAUUAUAAAUUCAUUCCGAAACAAUUCUGAAUAAAGCUUAAAAUCAAAAUGUUUUAAAUAUAAUAAAUUACUGUUACUAUACAUUUUUUCUUGAUUAUUUCCACAUUUCAGAACAUCAAAAUAUAAGCGAUUAAAAAGUUACAUCUUGAAAAUACCUACUAUAUAAUAUUUUUUAUAUUUAUUAUACUGAAUUUAUCACCAAUAAAGUUGCCUCAAAGAGAAACCAUUGUACAACUUUUAGUUACUUUUUCUGCUCGAAUACAAAAUAAAAUCAGUUAUUUCUAAUUCAUAUGAUAUGUGUUAUCAUUUUAUAUAUAAAUUAUAAAUAAUAAAAUGAUAAAGUAAAAACAAAAUUAUUAAAAUGGUUAAUACUCAUAAAUAAAUGUAUAAAUAAAAAAUAAUAAAUAAAAGAAUGAAUGCGGAGACGAGUAUUAUGAUAAAUGUAUUAUACGACCGGUUUUGAAUUAAAAAUUCAUCAUCAGGUAUAUCACAGUCAAAAUGUAAAAUGCGACUGAAAAUAAAAAUUAAAUGAAGGAAUGCAUAGAAAAAAAAAAAUUAUACAAGCUGGUCGUUUUUAAACAACCUCUCCUAUUAAAAUAAAUUAUUUCUAUAUUCUAUGUAAAACGACCAACUUGUGUAAUUUUUUUUUUUUCUAUGCACUCCUUCAUUUAAUUUUUAUAUUCAGUCGCAUUUUACAUUUUAACUGUGAUAAACCUGAUGAUGAAUUUCUAAUUCGAAACCGGUCAUAUAAUACACUUAUUACAAUAAUCCAGGCGAAACAUUCAUUCCUUUAUUUAAUAUUUUUUAUUUAUUUAUUUAUUUACUAUAUAAAUUUUAAAAUGAACAUUAGACAAUAUUUAAACUUGAAGUAAGUCAAAUAAAUUCAGAUAAUGUCUUACAAAGCAAAUAAUGUUUUAUGAUAAAUGCAAAAAACAGAGAGAAUAAAUCCCUCUUAUUUCAAACUUUUUUCUUUUAUUUUUAUUUUUUAAACGCUUUUGUUAUUCUUUUUCCAACACCUUUUUAUAGAUAAUUAUUUUUCCAACGUGAACUAAAAAUAAUGGAUUUCAUACAUAAAAAGAGGGUAAAUUAUCAUUAUAAAAAAUAUAAAAAAAUAACAGCCAUGAUAAAAAGAAGACCUCCGGAACAUUUAUACCGAUUCCAGGCGACGAGCCGCAACGAUAGUAUCCUUUUCCGGUUUUCCGGUUAGUUUUCCUGGUGCAUUUUAUUUGUCACAAAAGAAAAAUCAUUUAACUAAAUAAAAUUAAAAUAUCUAUUUAAAAACAUUUUACAGAGGCUUGUGUUUAACUACGCAAUUUUAAACUUUUAAAUACCCAAUUCAUGAAAAAAUAUGUUUACCCUCUAAAAUCAAUAAUUAAUAAUAUAUUGAUAAACAAUAUUAUGCAAUAUAAGUACUAUUUCGUUCCAAUAAACUAAUAUUUGAUUUAUUAGUUAAUAUUAUAUAAUAUAACCUCUAUGUAGUUUUUCAAUUUUUUUAUGACCAUUAUAAAAAGAUAUCAAAGUAAAAAAUUUAAAAAAUCAUUUUCCAAACAUUAUAUUUUGUAAAUUUGUUUGUCCCUAGAUAUUGAUUCGUCUAAUAGCAGAUACGAUAAAGGCUCUGGAUUGAUGCAUCUAUCAUCUUCUACUUCAAAUGGUAAGAUUUAAUUUUUUUCCGAAAAGUAAUUUGUAUAAUGUUAAAGAGUUAGAAUGAAACGGUUUCCCUCAUAUUUUAAAAAGUUAAUAAAAAGGUACUAGAAAAAAAUAUACUUAUAUAUACAAACACGAAAUUGCUCUUUAAACGAAUCGACGUUCAUAGUUUUUCAAUUCAUAAAAAGAAAAACGUAUAGAUGGUUUAAAAAUGUCUUAAGAAUUUCAUUUAUAAAAGAAAAAUCAAUCAAUUUAGUGUGAUACGCCAAUAAUUUAUAUAGCAGUAUGAUAUUACAGAGCGUAUAGUUAUUUCCAUCUCUUGCAGCAUAUUCUGAAUCAUAAACUAUAAUAUAAUUAUCAAAAUCGUAUAAUAUUUUACAGCACAAAUGCUUAUCACAUAUAUAGACCAAAAUAUAUUAUAAAAUCUUAUAUUAUUAUGUACAUAAUAUCACCUAAAAAUCACGCUUUACUGUUUUGCAUUUCAUGUAUUACUGCAUUGUUGAUUGUGAUUGUGAUUUUGUUGUUACUUAUAAUAGUUGAACCUAAAUCAGUUGAUCAGGUUAUUGUAUUGUAUCUAAUAAACCAUUUUUUUUUUUUUUUUUUGAGUCACAGAAUAGUUUUUUAAACUUUAAAUUAAAAACAAUUCUAUAAUAGUAUGAUAGCAUUAUAUUUUAAAAUAUUACAGCUUUGUGUAAUUUUAAUUUAUUUUCAUUUGAGUGUCCCGAACUAUUUUCAAAUACUAUUUUCAUAUUAUAUUAUUAUUUAUUAUAUAUGUAACAUAUAAUUAAAUAACGAAUAUAAAUUCCAGUUAUAAUUCAAUUAACUGUAGCUAAACUGACCAAAUAUAAUAUAAUUUGAUAUAUAGUAUACGUCUUUUAUACUAGAAUACUAUAAUAUUAAUACAAUAAAAUCGCGUUACUUUUUUUUGUAUACGUUAACUUGUUUACGCUACGUCACAAAAAUUUUACUUAGAAAAUGUUUCGAAAAUAAUAAUCCGUAUAAAUCCGUGGGCGGAGACGAAGAAAACAACCCCCCCCCCUUAUAAUAUUAUAUAUAUAAUAUAUUGAACGAUAUUGAAUUAGUGUAUGUGUUGGAUGAAAAGGCGAGCACGUUUUCCCCCCAUUGACGAUAGUGUGUUUAUCUCCGACGGAGGUUCGGUUUUACGGGUAGGGGAAAACUGUCAACCCAUCGGCAUGAGGGUCACAUGCCGUUGCCAUGGAUACUGUCGUCAGUCAAAUGGCGGCCAGCCACUCCGCCUCUAUCAUCAUUCCUGCAGCAGUUCGGGAAAUUUUACUUUCUUACAUGUAAUAGAUUUCUUUUUUCUGUUUGGCAUUGAAUUAUAUAAGAUACAAAGUUGAGAACUAUUACAAGUUAAGUUCUUGAUUUUAUUCAGUUAAAUACGAUUUCUUGAUUGUCUUUGUUUAUAUAUUAUACGUAUAUAAUAUUAUAUAUCAGGGUCCUGCAGUGACGUUACAGUGAUACGCGGUUAUAAAUUAUAAUACUCUUCCAAUGGUAACUCACUGUUAUUAUAAUAAUUGCCUAGUUUCAUUAUACAUACUCGAUAGUAUUCAAUUUUGAAAACAAAAUUAAUAAUAAUGUUCAUCCUAAAUUAACCUAACUCAAACUAACUUGAACAACGUUGGAGUGAUAAAUAUCAUAUACUGCUAAUUUUGCGUGUACUAUUUAGAUUUAAUAACUGACAAACACAACAAAGUAUAAUAAAGAAAUUCAAAAAAAAUAACCAAAAUAAAGAGCACAUAGAAAGAAGGAUAGAAAUCCAUUUUUUCAAAUUUCAGACAAUUUGAGAUCAUUUAGAGAUCAAACCACUAUCGCAUGUUGCAUUUCAUUCAGUGAAAAAAAGGUUCAGUUUUAUAAUAUUAAAAAUAAAGUUAGAUGCACAACUCAAAAUAUGUACAAUAAUAAUUAUAUAGUAUAUAGUUAAAAAAAAUACAUAACCAUAUAAUUGUAGAAAAGUUUUAUUCAUCUGAACAAUUUUCAAAAAUGGACUACUACCUUACUUCCCGUGUCCCCUUUAUGCAUCACACAAAUUUUUAUUGGUGCAAUUAUAAAGCAAACUCAUUUAUUUUAAGGUCUUAUCAUACGAUCACUUAAGAAAUAUAUAAUUUUGAGCAACAUAGAUCAUUGUUAACAAUAAUAUCAUCCCAACCGAAAAACCAAAAUUAAUAAUAUAUUAUGCAUUAUGAAGAGUAGCGUAACUAAAACUAUUUGCUUGAUACCUAGGUGAAGAUAGAAAGAUUAGACACCCCAUAACAUAUGAUUUCAUCAAUAAAACAAUUCAACCCAAAUUUUAUCACUUCAAUCCAUUUAUAAAACUAUAAUAUUCCUGAGAUCAUUUAAUCUAAAAGGAACAUCGAGACAAAAUAUAAACGAGUAUAUGGAUAUAACUAUAAUGGGCAUGUAGGGUAUAAUAAUCUUUAUUUUCUAAAAAAAUUGUAUUAAAAAUUACAUUUCGCAUCAUUAUUAUUACAUAAUAAACCAUGCAAAUAUUUAUUUUAUUUUAUUUUAUACGGUUUAACAUAUUGAUUAAUACUUAUCCUUUGGUUUUUAACUAAUUUCAUAAAUAAAUAUUACCAAAAUACCAAAAAUCAAUCCUACAUCCAACACAUAUAAUGAAAAAAAAUAGUUCACCAUUUUUUUUUUCAAUAUUUUAUACAGGUUUAUCAUCCGUAGGAAAAUCAUCGUCGUAUUUGCCAUCAUCCAUAUCAGAAUCAUUUAGAUCAUCAUCUAAGUCAGGUAAUAAUUUUUUUUACUAUAGAAUUUAAUUAAAUAUUAUUUUAGAUACUUAGAUAAAUGUUAAGUAAUAAAUCAAUUUGGUAGAUUUUAAAUUGAAAAUUAAAUAAAUGUACAUACUAAAUUAAGCAAAACAAACAAUUAAUACACUGGAUUUGUAUAUACUACUUGAAAGAAUUACUUUAUGAAAUAAAAAUAACUAAAAUUGUGUGCUAAACUAAAUAAUUUUCGAAUUUAAAAUAAUAAUAUUAUGUUUGUUCUGAGCACCCAAUAAUACCUAAAAUACCCACUAAAAUACUAGAUUUUUUCGUUCCAAAUACUGAGGCUCCACUGCUCCAGACAAUGUUAUCAGUCCUCUUACAAAUUUAAAAUAAUUAUUGUAUAUAGCUUAUAUAAUACUAAUUAUCCUGCCAACAUUGCUUUUACCAAAAUAGAAAACAGAAAAAUUAUCAUCCUUAUCAUCAAGGAAACAUAAAUAGUAAAUACCAAUAAAAACAAUAUGUAUUUAUUUGUUUUAGUUUUAUUUUAUUUCAACCAUAUUACCAAGAUCAACAAAAAAAUUAAAUGUUCGUACUAAAAAUACCAAUAACCCUUUAUCGACCCUCUCCCCUUUAGAUUUUGAGUACGAUGGGUUAAAGUAGCCUAUACGUUAUUCCUGGUAAGGAACUAUUACCAUGCCAAUUUUCAACUCAAUUCGUUCAGUAGUUUGGACGAGAAGUUGUUACAAACAUGUAUUCAAUCAAUAAAAUUUUCACGUUCAUAAUAUUAAGUAGGAUUUUAUUACUUAUACGCAGUAGCGGCGAGAAUGAAAUAUAAUUGAAUCACGUGAUUCAUAAAUAAACUUGUAGGUGGGUCAUGGAUACCUGGGUGUUCAGAAUAUAACAAAAAUGAUAAUGUUUUUACAAUACAAAAUUUAUUAAAAUAAUUUUAAACUGCGGAAAUUUGAUCAAUAUGUAGUAGGGUGGGAAUAUUAUUGGGGAUGGGUGGGUGGAAAAUUAAAUCGGCGAUUCAAGGUAAAAAUACUUCUCACUAUCACUGCCUAUACGUUGAAUAUUUUAUUCUGAAGUUGUAGAGUUAUUUUAAAAAUACUCAAGUCCUAUAGGUAUAUAGAAACUUCUAAUUUAAAUAAGAAAGAAAACUAAAUGUACGAAACAUACGUAUAUAAAAAAUAAAAUUCCAUAAACAUUUUAAUAAUCAAUUAUACCUAUUAUAUAAUAAAUACAGUAAUACGUAUUUAUGUCGAAAUGAAUAAGGUACUAGAAGUUACUAGAAAAUAAAGUUUCAUCUAUCUAUGAAUGUUUGUUUAUAAGAUGGUACAAAUAAAUUUGUUCUUUGUAAAUUAUUGUGUAUACUUAAUUAAUAGGUAUAGGUUAUAUAUAAACUGUAUAGUACCUUACUAGUGAUACAACUAUACUCAUAUAAUUAUACUUAACAGUACAUGGGUUAAUUCACAUUGCACUUAGUUAAGACGAGUUGCUCUUGGGUUAAAAAGAAAAUAAUAGUCAAACUACACUAAAGUCAAAAAAAAUGUUAGAGAAAACAAAUUAAUUUAAAGUAGCACUAAUUUCCCUUCACUCUUAUAAUUUAAUUUUUGGGAUUGUUAAAAAUGUGUUUUUUAAUAUAAUAUAUACUGUAUUAUAUUAUAUUAUAUUUAUUAGGAAUUGUUUUGAAAUAUUAUAAAUGUGAAAGUUUUUUUAGAAGGAUGGAUGUUGGUUACACCUUCAAGUAAAAACUAUUGAACAGAUUAAUCUAAAACAUAAAUGUAGUUCUAGAUCACGAAUAACAUAAAUAUCUAACAUUAACAAUGUUUGAUCCAAGUGCAGUUUAAACAUUUUAAUUUGAGUUAAACUGGCAAUUUGACUAUCGCCUAUCAGAUAUAUUUCUGUUUUGUAAUUUUAGAUUCGUAGUGUAGCGAGGAAUGCAUUGAUUUUACAGUUAUUUAUUAUUUGUGAACAACUUUUUUUUCCAGAAAUAUUGUUCCAUUUUUCAAAUGUAGUUCUUUUUCUGAAAAAUAAAUGUGUCUGGGUGGUACUUUAAGAAGGUCAUUUUUUGAUUUUCCAAGAGAUUUUUAUAAUAAUUAGGAAAAGACAAGGGAAAUUGUAAGUACAUGUAUAAAAGAAUUUCGCUCCGAAGAUUUCCGUUAGCAAUUGUUUAUUGUUGCGUUCAAAUAUAAAUUAAAUUCCCCUCUAUAUCCUACCUUUCCACUUUUUACAUAAAACUGCUUAAUCUGUGAAUAUUAUGAUAUUUCAGUGUACUAUCAGAUCUAUUUCUAUAUUAUUUAAUUUUAGAUUCUCAGAGGAGCGACGAAUGUAUUCGUUUUACAGUGUUUAUUAUUAUUUUUUUUUUAUCUGUGAACAACUUUUCUACCAGCAAACUUGCUCCAAUUUACAAUGUUAGCACUUUUCUGAAAGGAAAUUUGAUUGAGGUGGUACUUUAGGGAAUUCUUUUUUUGAUUUUUCCAGGAGUUUUCCAAUAAAUAGGGAAAAAAUAUAGGAAAACGGGAAAAUAGGUACAAUAUUAAACAAAUAUUGCUAGAGAAAAUAUAAUAUAAUGCAUACGUAAUUAUUUUACCAUAAUAUGACAUUAUGACACAUAUAUUGUUGAUAAGCACCACUAUUAGCCGAACUCAGCUAAGAAUCGUAUUUUCGUUAGCAUUGUUUAAUUGUUGCGUACAGACAUACAUUAAAUUCCCGUCUAUAUGCUACCUUCGCAAUUUCCCACCUGGCUGUACCUAUCCCCAUUAUCCUAAGACAGCUUUUUUAAUAUUUAACACAAAACAAUAAAAUCUUCCCAUAAGUAUGGUUUGUCAAUUAUAUAAAUGUUUUAUUAUUAUAUAGAAAUGCAAGGAAAUUUGAAACAGUUUAGGUUAGCGGUCAGGGUUGUUUAUAAAUUAAUACACAUACCUACGUUUGCAGUGCAAUAUAUGAUAUUAUUAUAUGUCAAAACACACAACAGAAAAUGCGACCGAUUUUGCUAUCACGGGCACAACGAAAUAGUGAAUACAAAAAUACAAAAAUCAACAUUGAUUAUCGUGUUUAUUUCUGCCGCUAAUUUACUCUCACGGGGUGUUGGCGCGGGCGGCUUUGUUGGGCUGUAUAGGUAUACUAUUCAUAAUAUAUAUAAUAAUAGCGUGACUGGCAAUCGCUUUUUUUUUUCUGGCAAUAAACUGUAUAAAAGCCGCCGAGGUGUCUCUUCGUGACAGUCAUCGAGUCGAACAAUGCAAUAUAAAAUUUCACAUAGGCGAGUUCGUGGAGGUUGUGGGGAAGGGGAGGCAAAAGUUAACUCGGUUAUGAUUAAUGGUCUCGGCCCCCUCGCCAAACAACGCUACAGUCCAUCCCUAUUAGCAAUAAAUAAAAAUAUAUACAUUUCGGUUUUUUUUUUUUUUUUUUUUUUGUUUACCCAGUAUGCUUUGUCUCGAGGCUUUCAUUCGUAUCCACCCUUCACCCUACACACACACGCACAUCCACACAAAUUUAAACACAUAUUAACCUCGGCAUCAUAAAACAUUUGACUCAAGAUGUAAUCAAAACCGAGAAAAACCCACCAACCCGUAAAAAAAUGAUAGGAUUUUUAUUUUAUUUAUAUCGAUACCGGGGACAUAUUAAUAUUAUAACAUUAAAGUAACAAUAGAUGUACUCUCUAGUUAUCUCUGGAAAACUAGGUUUUGUACGCAGGUUUUUAAGUUCAACAAACAAAUUAAGAGAAAAUUCAUUAAAUUUGGAAACCCAACCAAAAAUCUUUUAUUCCUAUGAAUAUAGGUAUAUAUUCGAACUUUCAGUAAAUUAUAAGAAAAGUCCAAUACUACUGAUAGGUGUACCACUGAUUUUAGUGAGAAGUUGGAAGGGAAGACAUCAAAUCUAUAUACAUUACAGUGUAGGUAGGUAAUUUAAUUUAUAUCUAUACGCAAUGGUAAACCAUUUUUAACGAAAAACGAUUCUGAGCAAAAGUAUUAAUUAUCUAUUUUACCCCUUAAUACCAAUAGAUAACCCCAAAAUCAACAAAAAUUUCCAGUUUUUCCAAUUUAUUGAAAAAACUACACUAAAAAUCAAAAAAUUAUCCGAUUGUUAUACCAACUAGAUCAAAAUAUAUACAAGAAAACUCCAAUAAUGUUUUAGAUUGAAGCAAGAUUUCUAGUAGAAAAGUUGUUAACAAACACAACAAAAAAAAUUUUCGAACCUCAGGGCUAAAUAGAGUGUCCGAGUGUGCGCUGGUGUCCCUUGCCACUUUUGACCCUAACGUAGUUAAGUUACGUAUAAGAAUUGGAAAUUAUCUUAGACUAAUUAUUUUUAAUGACCAAGACCCGAACUUCCGAGCUCGAAAUGUAUUCACUUAAAUAAUUUAUAUAAUACGUAGUGAUAUAAGUGCGCGCAUUGUCACAGAGAACCCCUCUCUACAUGAACCAACAGUCACCCACUAUUAUUUUACAUAAUAAAGAGAAAAUAUAUUAUAACGAUAGUAACAAUAAUAAUAAUUAUUAUUGUGUUACCAGUGAAUUAAAUCAAAGUGCGCACGUCGCCGUCGGUUACUUUUGUCUGCCAUCAUCGAUACGACAUCAUGUGAUAUAUAUUAUAUCGCGUGCAGUAUCAUAUACGCCAAAAAAGUCUUUCGAUACGGGGACGCUCUUGCCCACCACCAGUGCAACGUCCACCCCACCCCCGAGCGACCACCACACCAAGUUUCGAACAUGACUAAUCUCUAUGGGUUUCCGUUUCGGAAUGAAAAGUCGGCGGUGGCGGCGUACGGUUUCCUGCCGUGCGCACGGCCCGAAAUAAUAGCCGGCAGUCCACACGCGUCGUGAGCCUUUGUGUCAAUUAAAGGUCCUUUCGGUCCAUUUCACCAACGGACGACCGCCUUUAACGAGCGACCCUUUCGCUCCGUCCCGCAACAACACAACCAUUGUUUGUUUAUGAUUAAAACCAAACGGGCCAAAAAAAAAACAGGCAUAAAGUAAAAAAAUAAAAUAAUACCAAUGUGUGUACACAAUAGCGUUUUUAUACGGAACAUCUUACAUGACGUUGCAAUAAUUUUUUGUUUCUAUAAAGACCUGCAACGAUUUCGUAUAUACUCAUUAUACAUUUGACAUAGGUACCAACCAUCCAUUACAUAAUAUAACUAGGUAGAUCGAAUAAGCGUAUCAACGUUAAGAAAAUUGAACUCUUUAGUUCAAUUUUGAAAAUUUAAAAAUUUUCCACUUUAAUAGAAACAUAAUUCACCGUUUUAGUUUAAAAUAUAUUUUUGAAAAAAUCGAACUCAUGCUGACUUUUUAAGCGUUAUAAAUAAUUUCAAAGAAUUUAUUGUAAUUUAAACUAUUGUAUUAACUGAUGUAUCAUAACUGAUUUUCGAGUUUUUUCGUAAGGCUAAAACAAUUUUAUUCAAAUAAUAUACAUAAUAAAAUGAAACAAAAUUUCAAAUAACUCUAAAUAGCUCAAAAAUCGGCAGAAUUUUUAAAACAUUUAGACAUCUAUAAAAAGCAAUCAUAAGUAUAUUCAAUACAAAAAAUAGCUGAAAUUGCUUAUGGGUGUGCCACUGUUGUAGGUGGAAUGUUUGGAAGGUAGAACAUAUAAAGUCAUUCAAUUUAUAUCUAUAAGCAACGACAAACUAUGACUAAAGAAAUACGACUUUGAGGGAAUUUGAGUUUCAAAUGUUUUAAAAAGCCUUAAUUUUUACGAUUUUCGUCGAAAUUUGAACUCAAAACUCUUAAACAAAAAAAAAAACGAAUACAUUAAAUUCAGCUUUUUUUUAACCACUAAGUACAACUUAUAAUGGUUCUCCUGUUAAAUUUUCAAGCAGUUCUUUUUUAUCAAACAAUUGUAUUUACAUUAUAUCUACUAAAUAAAAACUACUUAAAAUUAUCGUAAAUAUAAAAUGCCUGUAAAUAGCUAUAAUAACAAAAAAAAUAUCUUUUGGUUUUUUGAUUAAUGCAAAAUGUCUCUUAGAUAACAUAAAGCAUAGAAAUUUAAAGUAUUGAAAUCGGUAACUCUACACAGUGCCGUUAAUAUUUGUACGGUUUUUCUAUACCUACAUUUUUCCCAAUUAUUAUCUAAAUUACUUGAAAAAUCAAUAAAUGAACUCACUAACUAGAUUCAUAAUGCAACAAAAAAGAUUUAUUAUUAUUUUUUUAUUAAAGCAAGAUUUCCGGUAAAAAAGUUGCUCAAAAACAAAAAAAUAUAUAAAUAAAAAAAAAAUACACAUCUUAAUAAACCCAUUUCUCACUCCACUUAGAAUCUAAGGAAAAUAACCAGAAACCAUUUAUUCCUUUUUUUCCGAACAUUAAAAUUCUACAAGGAAAAUCAUAAAAUAACUUCUUUAAUGCACCAAUUCGAUGAAUUUUUAACCAGAAAAGUACCUUUUAUCAACUGGUAAUCGAAACUCUGAUAUAAAAGUUGGUCACAAAAAAAUAAUAUUUUUGAAAAAAGGAAAUAGCACACAUCAUAGUAAAACUAAAACGAUAAAAAUAAAAUAUAAUUACAUAAAUUAUAUACCAUUUAAAAUCUAUAAAACAAAAAUACAUUAACCAUAUUGGUGACGCAUAAACGAUUAUCAAACUUAUUAUAUAAUAAAUAAAUAAGAAUAUUCGCUGCAAAUAAGAAUACAGGAAGUUCUAUUACAGUGAGUACAUUUUCUCAUUUUCUCGGAAAGUAUUAACUUUUUUCGAAAUUUGUUUUAUAAAAGAUUUAAAAAACAAGCAGCUUUACAAUUUUGCAUGUAAUUGUUUUUUUUCGUACUAAUUAUUGGGAGUGAAACCACUACCUACUUUUGAUUUUCAAAUGGCAACCUAUAUUAAAAAAGCCAUAAAUAGAUGGAGUAUUAGUUAAAAUAAAUAUUUGAUUUCAAUCAAUCCAUUCACGAGAUAUUCCACUUUUCCCCCGACCCAAAUUUAAAAGUAGACGUAAAUGUAAUCCGUUGAAUUAUCAAAAUUUUUAGUGCCUAAAUUUAUUUUUACUAACACUCCAUCUAUCUAUAGCAUUUUUAAUAUAGGUUGCCAUUUAAUAAUCAAAAGUGGUUUUACUUCCAAAAAUAAAAACAAACGAAAAAUAAUAUAAAUGUAAAAUUGUAGAACGAUUUGUUCUAUAAAACAAGUUACAAAAAAACUUAAUACUUUCCGAAAUAAUAAGUGUACUAAUUUAAAUGGAAUAUUCUUUAAAUAUACGACCACGUGAGAACUGAUAAAAAAAACCAUUUGAACCCAAACAUGUGUUUAUGUUUUGAAAUAUUAUUAGCACCUGGUAUUUGAAAAACCAUUCUGUAUAUUAUUAUUAUAUAUUAAAAAAAAAAUAACGUUUUAACUUAAUCACACCGUACGACCGCAUCUAAGUAAUAUCAUAUAGGCGAAUUUAAUACAAUAAACCAAAGUGUUCGUUGCAGCGUUAUUGGUAUGUACCAUAUACCUACUGACUAAUCACCCCUAACAUCAAUUCAUUAUUAUCGUGUACACUGCUGGGCAGCCAUCACCUGUCUAUGUAUACAUAUAUUAUAAUCUACCAGACCGAUAAGUCUAAUUUCAAUUUGCAUUGUGUUCGUAUAUUAUUAUUGUUCAACCCCACGUUAUUGCGCGUCCUACGCAUGUAUAACUAAUUUAUAGGACCAUCACUCUAAUAUAAGAUAAGUGAAUUAAUGAACGUUUAUGAUGAUUAAUACUUAAUAACAAUAUCAAUUAUAUAAAUUAUAAUAUAAUGUAUUAAAAAUAGAUUAAAAAGAUAAGUAAAAAUAGAACACUGCAGUAUAAUGUAUAGGUGACAGUGAAGUAGUCAUAUAUUUAGGGGAAGGUUGAUGAUGAUCACUUUGAAAAUUUCCGAAAUAACACUAUUUUCAUUUUUUUUUUUUUUUCAUUUACUAUAUGUGGCAUUUAAAUCGAAAGUUCGUGAUUUACCAAAUCAUAAAAAUGUAUAAAUGUAGUUAUGCACAGAAUAAAACACACUUAAUUUUUAUCAAACGUUUUUACAUGUUAUGAUAAAAAUUAUGUAAUGUAUAUGUACAUCUUAUCGUUCACAAUAUUUAAUUUUUUUUAUAAUCUAAUGACGUGGAAAAAUUACGUACCAAUGUGUCAUUAAGCUAUAAGACAAUAUAAUACUUUUCAUCGUAUCAGUAAAAUAUUUAAAUCGUAGGUAUUAUAAUAAAAAAAAAAAGCUAAUGCUGUUGAUGGGUGUGCCACUGUUUUUUAUUGAGCGAUGAUAACCUAUUACUAACGAAAUAUGAAUCAGAACAAAUUAUUAUUGGCCAUUCAGCCCCUCCCCUUUUUUUCCAAGGUAACUCAAAAAUCAACCAAAAGUUAUUAUUUGUUUCUAAUCAUUGAGAAAACUAUAAGGAAAACAGUAAUCGAAAAGUAAUAAUCUGACCUAUAGAUCCAAUACAAAUUUUUGAUUUGUUGUUAUCGUUCCAAGCCGUUAAAUAUUAAAUCACUAUCAAUACGUGUUUUUAUUAUUGAGGAAUAUGAUAUUGAUACCAAGAUAAUCGAUAUUAUCAUAAAUCGUGAUGACAACAUUAAAAAAGCUGUAAAAACAGAUUACUAAAAGCCCUAGUAGUAAAUUGAAACAGCUGAUUCCUGGAUUAAAUUCUAUGAUCACAAAAUGAAUACAUUAUAACUCAUGGAUAUGGGCAGCCGUAUUAUCUUAAACCAUGAAGGAAAAUCAAAUUAUUACUUCCAAAUAGAUCAAAAAUGCUACAAGACAAUUCCAAUAUACAAUUUUUUAUCAGAUAACAAAUUUAAAAAAAGUCAUCAUUAUAGUAAAACAAAUUCAAUUCUCGCUUUGCUAAAAAAUAGUAUGUCAAAUAUGACAUUCUAUUGUUCAUACUUAUUAUAUUUUUUAGUGUUAAUUUACUCUCAUUUUACUCUUGUUUCAAUAAUACGAGAGUUUCAAAAAAUUGAAUAACAGAUGGCGCUAGAGUAUUGUGUUUCAAGCCGAUCGAUAUAAUAUUAUUACGAUCUUGUAAGGGAUGCAGAGGGUGUCAAAAACGGACAAAGAAAAUUAAUCACAUAUAGCGAACUACUCGGUCUAAAAUCAAUUAUCCUGUUAAAAUAAUGUUUAUAAUAAAUUAUAUAUUAUUGAUCACUUAAACCAUAAAAUAUCGUACCUUGUCAGAUAUCAUUAAUAUAAACAGUGAAAAUUUCGUCUUUACUGCGGGUUUGAGAUUUGUUUUUCAUUAAACAUUAGUAUUAGUUAUGCGUUGUGUAGAAUACAGAUUACUUAAGUUAUUAGCCUUGUUUGGUUGUUAAAUAAAAAAAUUAAUUGUGUACGGACGAUUUGUUGGUUUCGUUUAUUUUUGUAAAAGUUGCAUCGAAUUUUGUAGUAAGUAGGUAAUAGGUAUUUUUAGAAAAUAAUUUGAUAGACAAAAAAAAUUGAAAAAAAAAUUUAAUUAUAUUGGGUUAUUUUUCAAAUACUUUUAUAUUUUUUUUUUUUAUAUUUAAUUUUUAUUAGUCUAUUUUAAUUUCAACGAAAAUUAUACCGGUACCUACCUAUUAUAUUUUCGAAUUAUUAUGAAAAUUAAAAAAUGUAUGCGUAAAGUGUACGAGUAUAAUAAUUUAAAUUUAUUGAGCGGUUUAUAUUUUAACAUUAUAUGCAUGUAUACGGUAUAAGUAUACAUGUACCCAGUGAAAAUUCGAUGAUCCCGAAAACCACAUACUUGUGAUAAGAUACAGGACAAAACCGCAAAUUUUUUUAAACUUUUAUAUCCAAUAAUCGUACAUUUUAUAAUAAUGUAUAAUCUAUUAUUAUUAUUAAUAUAAAAACCAAAAAAUAAAUAAAAUAAAAUAUCAAACAUUAUAAUUGUAUCUUAAUUAGUGUUGUUCAAUAUAAAAUCAAAUAAAAAAAUGAUCAAAAUUUUAAACAAAAAGCCAAUAUUUUUUAAAGAAUUAAACAUAUUUAAAAAAAAAAAAAAUGCUUUUAUAAUUGUUAGUAGGAAUCGAUGUUUUUUAGAAAUUUUUAACGAUCUCCGUCCUUCAAAAAUUCUUACCGACAUUUAAACAAGUAUUCCUAAAAUUAAACACAAUAUAAUAAAAAAAAUGAUGUAUUACUAAUAAUAAAAUAUGCCCAUCAACUUGUUUUUGUUUUUCAAUUGGACGGAUAAUAUGUUCAUAUAACAUUAUAUUAUAUAAUAUUAUAUUUUAUAAUUAGCGUACAGUUUUACCCUACUAUAAGUGUGCAGUGUUUGUCUACUGACCAUUUUGGGAUAGAAACCACAUAUGUGUGGCGGUUUUCGGAUUCAACCUAAAAAUUACCAGACAAUUAUAUACCAAUACGCACCUGAUAUUUUUUAAUAAUAUAAUAUUGUUAGUUAUCAGUGUUCUCACAGUAUCAAUAUUAAAAAUUAAAAAAAACUUGAUAUGCAAAGGCUAUAAAUAAAACUGUAAUAUACCUUUAUACUGUGAAUUCAUGACGUCAUAUUAAAUUAAAUACCGAAUUCGCUGUGUGAAUAACUGAUCGAGUAAAUUAAUAUUAUACGGUUUUUCUGAAGCGUUUCAUAAAACAAUGGUUUUCAUUUGCAUACGAAAAUAAUGAUUUUAUAAAAUAUUAACACUUUAAAUGAUAUCGCUGAAAACCAAACUGAUUUUAUCGAAAAACCGUGCGUUUUUUAAAUUUAUUAUUUUCAAAACAUAUUAUAUUAUUUUCGACCAUUUUCCAGUCGUUUUCAAUAUAUAAUAUACAAAUCGCGUUACAAAAACUUAUUAACAAGAUUUAACUCACCUAAUAUAUGGGGUGAGGGGAAAAAAAUACUGUCCAUUAUUACUAUUUCUUUACAGAUGUUAUUACACGAGUCGACCCUUUAAACAAAAUUAAUAAUGCUUCUCUGAGUGGCAUGUUGAACGUUACAAAAUCAGAUAAAAAGUGUGUGUGUGGUUACAAGCGUGUCGCCUGGGUCGGCCGCGAUAUUCAUUCUCUGCUACGUUAUACCUUAUCGUUUCCUGUCCUCGACACAGCACGUGGACGACGACCGUAUCGAAAUAUGAUUUUUUUUUUUUCACGAACCCCAGUUAAGAGCUAACCAUAUCUUUGCAGGCAAUAAUAAUUGAGACAUGACUCACAUUCACAUCGUAGAUACCUUAUAACACCUAAUCCAAAUAUACAAUAAAAUGUAUAAUAUAUACAUCUAAUAAAUAUAAUGGAUGGUUAUCCUGUAAUAUUUGCAUAAAUACUUAGUACUUACAUUGUCUGUUUAAAACAAAUUAAGAAAAAUAACAGUUUAACAGAAUAAAUUCAAUCUAGAAAAAACAUUUAUUUACAUGUUUUUUUUUUUCUUUUCAUAGACAAUUCUGAAUACGUAACGAAGAAACUAUGUAUGAUAUUUACUAAAAUCCUCUGUAGUAAAGGAAGGCUAUAGAGGGAAAUUUAAUGUAUACUUAUUUGUACGCAAUAAUUAAUCAUUCCUAACGAAAAACGAUUCUGGGCGGAGUUCGAUCCUCGUUUUCACUUUAAAACCUGAACUAUACUGUAUAUUGAAUUAUAAAUAGUAAUAAUAUGGUUUCUAGUCAUAGGCCAAACGAAAAAAAUAGUGUGCGACUGGCGACAAAAGGGUUGAUACAAUAGUGUGAAGUAUUUUAUUGUUCGAAUGGUUUAUAAUAAUACGCGCCAAGUACUACACAGUGAAAAACAAUAGACCGGCUUGUAUACACGGGGUUUUUCCAUUAUAUAAUAUACGAUAAUCGCAUACUGUACAUUAUUUCUGACCAUUUUUAUAGCUAGGUACUCUAACCGUGUAUUUCGAAAGUAAUUAUACACUUAAUUACAGAACUGCUAGCAGGCCACUUUUAAAGGUUCUUUUGUGAUCCGCAUCACAAUUGCGCGCUAUUUCCUAUAUAUAUACGCCGUAUAAGUACGUACACGUCAUUAUCCACGUCCCAAAUUUUCACAUAAGGAAAUGUAUAGGUACCCCCCAUGCAGCACUUGUUGUACGCCCUAUCGGUUUUUACACAUUUAUUAACAUCGGACACGCGAAUCUAUCAAAGAUUUUCGUCUUGGCGCAUUUUCGUUUUUCAUUAUCUAUAAUAUAAGUAAAAUUAUACAAGACCGCUAAAAUAAUAAUAUUAUUUUAUGCGUAGGUACCUACGCAUAAAGAGAGAAACGGUCGAUUUUAGUGACUCCCUCGGCUACCCUCGAUCGUCAUGGCAACGCAUCGAUUGUGCCCGGGCGUUGGAACUAUUCCAAAUUACCUGCGGGGAUCUGAAAUAAUAAUUAUUUAUUUUACUAUCGUUUCUUAUUCUUACUAUGUACUACUUGACUUUUGUUCAUGAAACAAAUAUUUUAAAACUCGUAAUAUAUUUUUACACGUCGAUAAAAUUGUCGGUUCUGCCACAUGUAGGUACGUUUAAACACAAUACAUCUUUGAUCCCCAAAAAAAAGGGCUAAAAUCAAUUUUUGGUAUUUUGUUUGUAAUUUUUUGCUACUUAUUCCCUGGUACUGAAGAUACAGAGUGAUUUACUUAUCGUAACACAGUGCUUUUCUAGGAGGAAUUUAAGUGAAUUUGACUUCUGUUUUUAUCUUUUUAAUUAUGGAAUGUUGAAUGAAUAACACUUCAAAAAGCACCUCACCCCUUUUAAACACAGAUUCAAAUAGAGAAUAUUUUUCUAAAAAUAUUGAUAUACUUAAUACUUAUUAUACAUUUUUUUUUAUUGGAUAUUAUUUUAUAGAAAUAUAUUUUAUCGGAAACCUUUGCAAUAAAAAAAUUCUAUUCAGAAUCCUAUAUUUUGCUGGGUAGAACAUUGAUUUUAUUCCACAAAAAUUUAACGUCAGAUUUAAUUAUUUCUGGUGUGCCGGUGAUUAUUGACCAUUAAAGUGAUCCCGUAAUAUUUGACCGGUGGAGAAAGUAAUAAAAUUUCACUACCUAGAGAAUCCUUUCUCCCAGUCAAAUAUCUCUAAUGAAAUUCUAUUAUUUAUUAUUUUAUUAUGUUUUUGUUAACCGUAAACAGAUUACAGAUUUUAGAUUCCCCAAAGUAAACUAAAAAAUUCUAUAGUUUACUUAUCGUGCAAGUUUAACAGAUCGCACUAUGCAUAAUAUUAUAAUAUAACAAUCUAACACCUAUAUAUACCUGCAGUGUACCCUUCCGUAACCCGGCCACACCGAAAUAUUCAGACGGCCACGGCCUCUCGAAAGCCCUUCCCAUCACGCUACUGAACAUAUUGUCCACUCCGGCAGAUAGUGCGGGAUUUCCCCAAACGUACCGUGAUUUCCCGACAAAUUAUCACAUUUAUAUUAAUCACGCGUCUGGUCCCGCCGAAAGACGCCCCGGCGGACGACAAUAUGCUCGGUGUCGGCGCGACGGACCGACGCGGUUUAAUAGGCAGACGCGCGCGACCACCCGCGUCCCGUCGUGCGACAAUCGGUUUUUACGAGACGCACGCGUCGACACAACGGUCGACGUUGCAGCAGUCGCGCGGGCGGGCGGGCGGGCCGAAAACAUAUUGUGCAGGUCGACAAGCGAGCGCGCGCGCGCGCGCGUGUGUGUAUAAUAAUAAACGAUAUAUUUACCGGAUCACGUGGCCGGCCACUUAUAACCGACCGGAGUGUAUCCGUUUCGCCGAUUUUCACACGGUGGCCGAACCCCGCGACGAGCCGUUAUACCCCGUUUUUAUACUGUACGCAGUGGCGCACUGGAAAAAAAAAAAAAUGUUUUCUCGUUCUCCCCCUCUUCUCUUUUCGAAAUACAAUUCUCUCCCCUACGGUCGACGCGGCCGCGGACCUCGACGACGGUGCGUUGCGCGCACUGUUCACUGUCUCUCUCACUCGCUCUCUCUCUCUCUCUCUCUCUCUUUAUCUAUACAUGUACAAUGCCGCCGUCGCCGCCAACAAUGCACGGAUAAUUGGAUGGAAUGAUAAUAAUAAUAAUAAUAAUAAUAAUAAUAAUAAUAAUAAUAAUAUUAUAUAAUACUAGUGAAUGUUUUUUUUUUUUUUUUUACUAUUUUAUUUUUUUCUCGUCACGACGUACCGAAAUCGCCCGAUAAACACGCGCUCACGAUAAUUCAUGUGUCUAAACAGAAAUUUGACCGUGAGACUUUACUGCACGCAAAAUAUAUUAGAACGCACCGUGUGCAGGAGUCGACCCGGCGCUUUUACGAAAUUACGAAUUAAUUAGAAAAAAAAACAUAAAUUACACUGUAUUUAUAUAGCAGUGGCCAGUGCCGUUGAGGUUAAAAGCGAAAAAUCAUCACGUAGAAACCACCAUUCGGAAAAUAUCAUUUUUCUUCGCUAUGGACUUUCUACGACACCGCCGGGCGACGAAUGAUAGUUUUUUUGUAAAUAAUUUGAAAAUAUUGACAUUUUGUAACUUAAACAAAAAAAUGUAGGAAUACAUUUAUACAUAAUAUUUUGUUCCAAAAAAAUACCAGACUAUUUUUUAUUCUAACAAUUCAUUUGCACAUUUUCGAAUCUGAAUUUUACCGGCUGGAUGGCGUAGUAUAUAUACGUUUUAUGGCUUUAAACUACUGCUUUCGAAUUGAAUCUAAAUCACAUCACGCGUGAUAUACCUAUAGAAUCGGAAGCUUUUAAGGAUGGUUUUUAUUCCGGGCCAAAAGACGAAUAUAAAAUUAGCGUCGUGAUGUCUGCAGAAAGAGCAUAUAGUGCUUCUUAAAGGAUCAAAUGGCUUGGAAUGAAAUUGCGAACCCCGAUACACGAAAAUAAAAGGCAUUAUUUUUUUUCUCCCUUCCAACAUCGCGACAGACGAUCUACUACCAUGAGUUGCAAGUGAACAACAUAAUUUUUGCAUCAGUAGACAUUUUUCCACAUCAAAAUAUUUCACCCUUCGCCCGUAUUAUUUUUGAUAAACUACACAUAUUUGGCCCAAGAUAUACAUUUUAUAACUGCGAUCGUAUUUUUAAUAUUUAUAGUUUAUUUCUACUAAAAUAUGUAUAUACAGUAAGCACCUAACUAUAUUUAUUUAAUACUCUCCAAUUUUUUAUACAAGUCAGGAGAUAACAUGAGAAUAAUACAACAAUAAUAUCGUCAAAUGAUAUCUUUAUGAUUAAAAUUAUUCGAUUUUCUUAUAUUCAAUAGUUUUCAAGCAUUAUUAAAACUAUAAUCGCUUUAGAAAUUACUAAAUUUAUAAUUCAUUUUCAAAUUUUUAAAUAGAGCUGAUACUUAGGACGAAUAUGGUCACUGUUGUAGGUGGAUAGUUGGGAAGUUUCGAUACAUAAAGUUAUUUAAUUUAUACCUGUAACCAAUGAUAAACUAUUGCUAACGAAAAAUGGUUCGAAGCGAAGUUCAGUUACAUAUGUUUUUGAAAUGCCGUAAUAUUUUCACGAUUUUCGUCAAAAUUUGAUUUUAAAACUUCUAAAAAAAAAAAUUAAAAUACUACAUUACACUCAAUUAUUUUUCAACCACAAUAAGUACGACUUGUUAUGAACAUCCUGCUAAAUUUUCAAGUAUUUCGGUUUCAUCUAACAAUUUCUUCCACUGAGUAUACUUACCAAACAAAAAUUACGCGUAAAACUCACAAAAUUAAAAUGUCUAUAAAUAAAUAGCUCAAAAAUGACUCAAAUAUUUUAAAAAUUAUACCAUGUCCAGGAAAAGCAAAUAUAAGUUUUCAGUCAAAAUUGCAUGUCUUUAUGAACAUGUUUAGUUAAACUAUAUUUAAAAAAAAAAUUUUAAAUAUAACAGAAUUAUUUUUGUAAAUUUUCUUGUAAUUUCUACAUAUUUUUCGGUUUUGCUCAAUUAUUAAGAUAAAUAGAUACUUUAGAUAUCAAAAAACGAGCUUCUAUGUCAGUGGCUAUAAUAUGUUAAAAGAAACAAAAUUAAUAUCUUAUCAUGUUUCAAUUGGAGCAAUAUUUCUAGUAGAAAAUAGAAGUUACAAAAAUUAAAAUAAAUAAACCGGGACGUCACGUUGCCUAAAAUAUUAAUCAAUUUUAAUUUUUUAGUUUUUCUCGAUUAUUACCAAAAAAUAUUUUAGAUAUCAAAAAACAACUUUCUUUGAGAGUGGCAAAAUAUUAAAAGAAACAAAAUCGAUCUUUUGUUAUUUAUGAAUUCGAGCAAUAUUUCUAGUAGAAAACAUCGUGUGAACAUAAUACACAAUAACGACAAUAAAACGGCAACGCCGCGGUGCGCCGUAAAUAUUUAUCGUUUUAGCUACAAUUUUCUUUCUGGUUUUUCCCAAAUAUUUCAAUAACCCCUUGGAAAAUCAAAAAAUGACUUCUCUUUAAUGCACUGACUAGAUAAAAUUACCUUUCAGAAAAGAUGCUAUACUUGAUCUUUCGGAGCAACUUUUCUACCGGAAAAGUUGACUACAGACACAAAAAAUACAAAAAGAAAAACCACACAUCAUAGUAAAACCAAUAAAUCCCUCACUACGCUCCAAACUUAAAAUUGACUGACAAAGUAAAAUAUUAACACGCGUGUAUAGUGUGACUUCUUUGUGUUAAAACUAUUAAAAAUUAUCCGUGUUAGUUUAAAAUAUGUUUAGUUGACUUUCGAGUUCAUCGCGGUUUAAAUGUAUCUUCACGUUUUGCAAAUUCCUAUAGACAUAUAGAUACGAAUAAAUAUAAUUUCUUUGUUAAUUUAUUGUAAAAAUUUUAUAUUAUAUUCACUGUACGAUGCUAAAUAUUAAAUAUUAGGUAUACAUUUAAUUACGUGAAAAUAUAAAAAUCUGUUCAUAUUGUAUGCUGGAAUAAUUUUAAAUUAUUAUUCAAAUUUAUGCGUAUGACUAUUGACCGUGUCCACGUAAUCGUGUCCCAGUGUGCCUAAGGGUGUAGGUAAAACAAAUCAAAUCGUGGGGUAAAACUGCAUAAAGCAAAGGCAAAACCUACUAUUAAAUAGCAAUAAAAAUGUUUACCUUCACCAUCAUAAUAUAUAAUAUGAGGGCAUGCUGGAAAUAAUAAUACAUAUUAAUAUCGAUUGCAUAGGAGAAUAAUUUAAUGUAACUUUGUAGUAGCGUAUUAUUAAUAAUAUUAUGUAGCAGACAAAUUCGUAAAACGGGGAUAAAAACCAAAUAUUAUAAUUCCGUAUAAACUAUAAUAUCUAUAAGCAACGACCUUUCUAUAUACACUUUUAUUUAGUAGCACCCAAACACAAGGUUAAGUUCUAGUCUGGUGACCACAUUUGUGGGGUGAUAAUGGUAGUAGUUAAUAUAUAGAAUUUUUCUUCGUUAUAUAGAUAUUUUUUAGAGUAGACAAUAGUAAUAUUCGUAAAAAUAUUUCAAAUUUUUUUGAGUUUUUACUAAUUCUAACAAUGCUACUGUUAGCACAUUAACAUUUGUUUAUUAAUGUCGGGUUAGUAAUAUUCUGAAUUUUAAGUACAAAAUAGUAUAAAAUCAUGAUUUUUAUGAGCUAGAGAUAUGAUUUAUAGCAAUAACCCCCCCCCUCACAGUAAAUAUGUGCUAAUAUGCAAUAAAAAUGAUGAAAUAAGUAAAACUUUGCAGUUUCAAUACGAAAUACUUUUGAUCAAUAUAAAUAAACGUGAGGCGGGGGUACGGAAAACAAAUCAACCCCACGAUUCUGCUUAUAGUCCAAUAGGUAGGUUAUAACUGUAUACUAAUGACUAGCGCCGUUUCAAAACUGAAUCGACGCCACUGUGCUAUUACCGUUUGAAUAACCUAACCGUAAAAUAAUAAUAAUAUGGAAAUGAAUCGGUUUUUGUAGAUACAAUUUGUAUGUUCGCAAACUGCAUGGAUUGUGUAAACGUUCUCUCAACCAAUACGUACAGCAUAUUGUCAGUGAUUAAAACUAAUUCAAAUAAUUAUUAUCUAAUAUCUAGUAAUAAUUUUCAAAAAAAUGUACCUACUCUUUCGAAUUUCCGAUGUAAAAUAGUUUCUACAUGACUAUUAUAAUGUGUAUCUAGACGAAUAUUUCUCAUACACUGUUGUUGUUAAACAUUAUAGCAUAUCUAUGCCGAGAUUGUACAAUAAUAAUAAUAAUAUAUGAAGUGUGAACAUAUACUGAAACUACCUAUAUAUGUAGUUAACAAAUCGGAAAUAAUUUAUUGUACAAUUUAACAAGCAGUGCGAAGUAUAAUAAUAAUAGUAAUAAUAAUGAUAAAAAAAAAAUGUACGAAAAAAAAACAACAAUAUACGACGACGCGAAAAUACAAUGUAAUUCUAAUUAAAGUAUACAUACACAGAAGGAAACGGUGCACGUUAAUGGAAAAGACGAUAAGAAUAAACGUCGGAAGGAAAGGCGGAAGGAAGGAAGGAAGGAAGGAAGGAAGGAAAGAAUGCCUGAACGUACUUAGUUAUUAGCCGACACGGACGGCACGGCGCGGGGUGGUUAGACCGUAUAGGACAGGGGAGGAAUGCGUAUAGGUAGGUAUAUAAUAUUAUAGUGAAAUGUCCGACGAACGGACGGGCAGCAAACACGGCACGUAUGUUUUCUACCCCAGGAUCUCCCCCGCCGUCCACCACAGCCGCCACCGCUACCGUGUCCCCCCCUCCGUGUUCCCCGCUCUGGGUUUCCACGUCGCAAUAUCCUAUCCGACCAAUCCGGAAGUACUCGAGGGGAGUGAUUUGUCGUGGGCGCCGGUGCCCGAUUGGUCGACAUCGAUUUUCCCGACGCCGCGCCCCACACGCACACGCACGUCCACCGCUGCCGCUGCCACCGCGGCGCGGGCGGCUCCCUCGCGCGCGCCCACGAAGUCUCGGCGGGUCAGUUGUACUAUCGCGUCUGGUCCGAUAUCACACAUUCACUCCCGACCGAGUGUGUCAACGCGCCAAAGUCGAAAUCUACACACACACACACACACACGCACACUCGCACGCACCAGCGUGCACAAAUUAUAAAGAUAUUAUUACACACACUGACACAGCGAACGUUGUCCAUCAUCGUCCAAAACAUACAGAUAUUAAACUGUUCGAACACGACAUUAUAACAAAGGUACCCUAUUUACUGUCGCGAUAACCGAGACAUACGCGUACGAGCAAAAAUAAACUCGGCCAUUCGAACAUGAUCCUACACGUUACAACGAUCGUCAUCGUAUCGAUCGGGUGAACGAUCCGACGACUUUUGAAAACUAUGUUGGACAUCAAAACGUCGGACUACCUGAGCAGGAAUGGGACGUUUCCCAACUUAUCAAUGAUUUUCGCCGGUACGUGUCGUCAAUUAUUUUCCUAUACUAUAUAAUAUAUACGCGAUAAAUUAAGUUUAUUUUAGACUUGCACUAUCUGAGUAAUCAUUUUAUUACGUAAUUUUGCAAUACAAUUUUCAGUAAAAGUAAACAAUAUAAUAUAUUUAUAUAUAUUUAUUAGUUAUAUUAUGUUAUUUCAGAGGAAAUUCUUACAUAGAUUAUCUUGAGUUUAUAAACCUACAUAAUAAAUAUAUAAUAGGUAUGAGUUAUAACCGUCAUAUAACAUUACUGUAACAUAUUUUUGUUAUUUUUGAUGCAAAGGUAAAAAAAAAAAUGGUUUAUUCAUUUUGAGUUUUAGUUUUUAUUACAUUAAUAUGUCUAGAAAACAGAAAUUUUAGAUUAAUAGGUACUCAAUAAAAUAUCAAAUAUCAAAAAUAUAUAUAUUAACAUACAUAUACAAACAAAUCAAUAUAAAUACACAUAUUUAUAAAAGUAUAAGAAGUAUAAUGUAUAAUGUAUAUGUAUAAAACAAAAACAAAACAAAGCCUUCAUUAAUUCUGUACUUGAAGAGUGGCAUAUUUAUAAUGAAAUGAAAUAAAAUAAGUAUGUAAACAUCGUAAAUGUACAGAAUAAUUUUAAAAACACUAUUCAACACCAAUAUAUUUUAUUUAAUAAAUCAGAUUUUUUAAAUUUAUGUCAUCAAAUCGCGUUUUACACCUUUUCUAAUCAAAUUGGUUUAAUCCCGGUAUAAAAAUUGUAAUUUAUCUAUUUAUAUAUUAUUUUUAUUUUAUAUUUAGCCACAUAUUAUUUUUUUUGCUUUCGCUAUUCUAUUAUGUAUCUGAAGAUGAUUUUUUAGAUUCUGAGUGGAACAAAAAAGCUCAUGGUUUUACAAAGAUGUUUGUUUUUUUUUUCAUCUGUACGCAACUUUUCUACCAGAAGACUUGCUCAGAUUUUUAAAUGUAGCACCUUUUCUGAAAGUAAAUUAUUGCGGAGAGGUACUUUAAGAAGGUUAUUUUUCGAUUUUCUCAGGAGUUUUCUCAGCAAAUAUGAAAAACCGGGAAAAAAAGUAAGAAAACUGGGAAAAUCGGUACAACAUUAAAAAAAUAUCAUUAAAGAAAAUGUAUAAAGCCUAUUUAAUUAUUUUACAAUAAAAUAACAUAUAUAUAAUACAUUGUUGACAAAGCAUCGCUAUCAACUGAACUCCGCUCAGAAUCCGUUUUUCGUUAUCAAUGGUUAAUCGUUGCUAACAGAUAUACAUUAAAUUACCUAUAAUAGUGGCUGUACCCGUCUUCAUCAUCCUAGGACAGCUUUUUUAAAUCAAAACCAGUCAUAUUUCCACAUAACUAUUAUCAUAAUAUACAGGCUUUGUUUUAUUUUUAUAUGCAUAUGUCAAAUUUAUUUAUUUUGUAUAUAUUCCUAUAUAUGUAUAUAUUUCAUAUACUCGUUUUUAUAAUAUGUUUUGGUUUCACUUUAUUUAUUUUACAUACAUUUUUAUUUAUUUGAUACUAAUGUUUAUUACACACAUGAAAUAUCAAGUAGUAAUGUAAUCUCACCAGCAGUCUCUUUCGUAGUUAGUCGAGACAUUCCCGUGUCUCUUGAUCAAAUAUCUAAAAACUAUUUUUACUAUUUACACAAAAUACUCUAUAUAUAAACUAAAUAAAACAGUUUUAAAGAAAUGCACACAAUAUAUUAUAGAUUAAAUAAGUUAUACUAAAAACUAACGGCUUUUAAAUUAUGGAUUUAUUUUUUAAAUACCUAAAUCUAUAUCAAAACUCUAUAACAAUUAAUAAAAUAUACACUGUAAGUAUUUUAAAAAGUGUUUUCUUAUAGAUUAUUUUAAAUUAAAUAUUUUAAUUAAUAAAAUUAAUAUUAUUCUCUGAUUUUAUAACAUUCAAAUACUAGAUAAUUGACGAAAUAUUAUAUAUAUAAAUAUAAUAAUUUUACUUGAAUAAAAAUAAUUAGCUUAGUAGACCUAAUAAGUACUACUUAAUAUUUUAAAAUGUUAACAUGAGUGUUUAAAACUACAAUUUUCAAUUACUUUUCCAUUGUAUUUUACUUAGAUAUAUAAUUCGAUUGCUUAAGUUUUAAUCUUUAUUAAGUUUAAACAAAAAUCACGAAAUAAAAUGUAAGGUAUAAGAGCGUUCAAUAUUAUUAUUAAUUUUAUAAAUAGUCUAUAAUUAAUGAUAAUAUCGUAUUUAUAUAUUUAUAAGUAGCAUCAAAAUGUAUACAAAUAUAAACUGCCGGAUUUUAAUCAUUCGUAGGUCGUUUAUUUGUUUUGUUUAUAUAUUUGAACACCCGUAUUUCAUUUCAUUCUUUACGAAAAUUUUUACUAUUAAAAAUUAUAGGUCAUUUAAAAUAGUUAAAUAAUCGAUUUCUAACGGUUAUAAAUAUGAUUUUUUUUUUGGAGGGACACUCAAUCUCCUUAAUUUCCCUUUUGACCUACCCCUAAACUACAUGUCUAUGAAUAAUUUAAGUUAUAUAUUAUGUUUGAAUAUAUAUAUAUAUGUGUGUGUGUGUGUAUAUAUGGUGAUUAUUCUAAAAAUGAAUGGCGUUUAACUUAACAUUAUAAUUACUUAACCUAACUUAACCUAACUUAUAUCUACAUAAAUUAUAAUUACUACAACUUAAAGUACAACGUAAAUUUUAAUAAUAUGUAAAUAAUGAUUGUUAAUUUAUAAUUCUUUAUUAUAAACGUAUUCGAAAAAUACUAUUUAUUGAUAUAAAUUUAAAUUACUAUAUGUCAUAUACUAUCACAAUAUUAUUAUACACGCAUUCCGUUAAAUACAUAUAAUUUUCCUUCUUAACUUACGUGCAGUAAAAUUGCAUACCUCUAUCGCCGACAAAAACACUAUCAUAAUUCAAAGCUAUUAUCUGCUUUAGUUUAAUAAGUUUGAUUUAGUUUUCCCAUGUUAUAAUUCUAAUUGUUAUUAUUAUCUAUUGUUUCUAUUAAAUUAGUUUGUGCAAUUUUAAAUAUUGCAUAUCUAUUAAUAAAUCUACAAAAGUCAGAAAAAAAUAUAUUUUGUCGUUCACAAAAAAUAUUUCAUUAUAUGUAGGUAUGAUAUUAAUUUCAAUACAAAAAACAAACAGACAUACUUCACAUGAUGGGUGGACCAUAGUUGUAGGGUAGAAGUCAGGAGGGUAGAGAAGAAAUUAAAUAUAUAUCUGGACGCAAAGAUUAAUCAUUGCUAACGAAAAACGAUUCUGAGCGGAGUUCAAUUUGUACAUGUUUUGAAAAGCCAUACAAUUUACGAUUUGAAAAUAAUAUAUUUCGUAAAUUUUCCCGUUUUUCUUAUUUCUGUUAGUAAAGUUGUUAACAGAUAAAAAAAAUAAAUAAACAUCAUUGUAAAACCAAUACAUUCCUUUCUCCGUGUUCAGAAUCUUAAAAUACGGCCAUGAUUCGCAUGAUGGGUGGACCACUAUUGUAGGUGAGAAAUUGAGAAGAUAGGAUAUAUAGGGGAAUUUAAUUUACAUCUAUACGUAACAAUAAACUAUUGUUAGCGAAAAACGAUUUGGAACGAAUUUCUUUUAUCCAUGUACGUACAUUUUCCUAUUUUUCCUAUGUUUUUUUUCCAAUUAUUAUCAAUUAUUAUCAGCUAUAUUAGAUAAAAUUUUCUUUCGGAAAAGGUACUCCACUUGAAAAUCGGAGCAAUAUGCCUACUAAAAAAAUUGUUCGUUAAAAAAAAAUAAAAAUAAAUAAGCAUCAUUGUAAAACCAAUACAUUCUUCGUUACGCUUCGAAUCUAAAAUGAACUAACAUGGAUAUUAUAAUAUGAUACGUAUUUUAUUGAAGAUAUAUUAGCAACAUUAAAUUGAAAAUUUUAAAACUUAGCUAAACUUACAAAAAUUAUAAUAGGUUAUUUCAUUUUAUUUAUUUAAUACGAACAUGACCCAGAGUAUAGUAUUAUACAAAAUAGGCAAAAAGUUGCUCAUUCCUUUUUAUUUUUUAAAGGAUAAUAAUGAAAAUUCCCAAAGUAAAUUUUAAAAACUACUAAGCAAUUAUAAUAAUUAUAAAUUGAUUUUCACCUAUCUAAGGUUUCAUAACAUUCUUGUGAAUAUGUUGUCUCUAUUUUUGUAUACACAGUUAAUCAUAUAUUAAUUUUUUUUUUUUUUUUGUUUUAUAGAUACUCAUUACAAAGGAUCAUGGAGUACGCAUUCAUCAGGGCAAACACAAGGUAUGAAUUUAUUAGUUUAUUAUAUCUUAACAUGACGUAUUUAGAAUAGUUUUUAAUACUUAUAAACUUCAUGCAGUGUGCUCGUAUAAUAUAAUAUUGAUAAUUGAUUAUAUGGAUUGUAUCAACAUAAUAUUCAUUAAAGAAUUAAACUAUAAUUCAUAUUUUGUUCAAACAAAAAUAAUUAUGCAAUAUACAUUCCAUUAAAAACUUAGUAUUAGUUCAUGGCUAUUAUAAUAAGAAUAUAAUACUCAUACAAAAUUUAAAAAUCAGAUAUUAAAAAAAUUGAACAGAUUUACUUAUAGAAUAUUUGUUUCCUUUUUUUUUUAAUUCCGUUUUAUUAUAUGCAAACAAUAUUCUGAGAUCCAUCUUAUAUUUAUUAGAUAUUUAUGAUUAGAAUAUAAAACGGUUAAUUAAAAUAGGACAUGCGUAUAAAUGAAUUAGUUCAUAAAUACAAAUAGUAAUAUUAAAUUUGUAAAGUUUAAAAAAAAAACAAUAUGCCAAUACGACCACGUAUAAAUCUAUAUUAGAAUUCAAAACUGAAAACUUAUAUUCAAUAGAGAUAUAGAACAUUAAUAUCGUAAGCUACAUUGAGAUGGAAAAGAAAAGUCAUCCUAAAUAAACACACGACACGAUUGUCCGGCAAAAUCAAUAAAAUUCUAUAGAAGGGACCUCACCUUUUGAUCGUCGUCUCAACAUAUAUAUAUAUAUAUAUCUGUUAUAUUCGCUUUCAUUUUUUUUUUCCGUCCCAAUCAAGACAAUUUUAGGGGUGAAAAGGUCUAUAUAGUACAACAAAUGCGCUUGAUCACGUGCGAACACUAUCAAAAUGUUAUCGUCUGAGCCGUUUUGGACAGACAAUCAAAUAACAUCCGCACGGAUGAGCAAUUCUUCUUGCAUGUAAAGCAGAUAGUUACCCAUUGAUUUCUGUAGCCCCUGUCACUGAAUAGGAUUAUCAUAACUCUAAUAGAAAAACCGUGACGUGUAUAACGAGAUACGAAAAAAAUAAUAAUAUAGAUUGUAAAAUCUCCCUCCACUCGGAAUUUAAAAAAGUUAUAAUACACAUAGAAUAAUCCUUUAAAUUUGGUUUUUUAUUAUUAUUUAGCUUAUAUAAAUGAGUUUUACACGUGGUGUAUACACGUUUCUUUAAAUACAAGAGAUAUUUUUAUAUUUUGAUGAAAUCCAGUAUAACGUGAAAAUAACUUAUAAUGGUAUACCCCACAAAAUAAAUUACAAAACGAUAAUACUGCUGAUGUAAGUGCCAUUGUUUUAGGAGGGAAUUUAUUUAAAUGGAAAAGCACAUGAGUACAUGUCGAGUGAUUUGCUUUAUAUUUGUACACAACGAUAAACCAUUGAUAACGGAAAAACUAUUCUGAGAAAAGUAUAUUUAGUCCUAUUUUUCCCUUCACUGUAAAGGAAACCUAAAAAUUAACAGAAAUAAUAUUACAGAUUGUCAAUUUUCUCCAUUUAUUAAGAAAACUAUAAAAGGCAGAAAAGUUUUUACAGAUACAAAAAUGAAAACAAAACAUAUUAAAAUCAAUAUAUUCUUCGCUUCGCUCAGUUUAAAUUAUAUUGUGUAUUGACCAUAAAUUUUAAUUUUAAAAUAAGAGAUUUUAGGUUUUUUUUUUUUGUUUUUUUCAUUUAUUAUACAUUCAACAAUCAACAUGUAUAUUAAAAUCAAUAAAAUAUAUAUAUAUAUAUAUAUACGAACAAAACCAAUUUCAGAAAACAUUAUUUCAAUCGCUGACUAGCGUAUCUAAUAUAUUCAUAUAGUAAUAAUAUUAUUAUUGAACGACAAAAAAAAAUGAAAGCCGCUAAAGCUGUUAUACAAAUACCUCGGGGCUCCAUGCCGCGGUGUGAUAUAAAACAAACUGAACGCGGACACCUAAUUCCAUUAUAAUCUCUUAUUAUUAUUCGACCACCGUCAAAGGCCACAAGCAUAACGGUCCGAUGAACUUUGAUUAGACACAUCAAAGGCAUCACGUUAGUCAUACACAACCGGCGGCAUUACUGUAAGAACCGACGACGCCCUAGGCUCGCCACCAUCACCUUUGUAAAAGCGUCCAACUGUAAAAGCUGAAAUAUGACUAGGGGGUACUCGAUAUUAUAAAAAUUCAAUCAAAACACUUUGCUGCUGCAGAUACCAAAAACAUUAUACCAACAUGAUGGCAAUUUCAAAUUUGAUUUUGACUUUUGUCAACUGGAAAAUAAAAGAGUGGAAGUUACGUGCUUACAGAAAACGCUCGAGUUUACACCGAUUUUAUACAAAUUUUAAAACUGUGUACAAAAACAAAAUGGAUUUAUAAACUAUUAAAAACAGAUAAACCGUUGUAAAAGUCCUGAAAUCGGGUUUUACAUCAAACACAUACUCGUAUUUUUAUUAUGUAAAUUAUUUUAUUUUUAUUACUAUAUUCGUUAAGUAUUGAAAAGAAACAGGUGAAAAGGCAUUAAUGGCGAGCAUCUCUAUAGUGAAGAUUCACUUUAAAUUAUUACUCUUAUAUGUAAACAAAUUACAUGAUAACAAAAUUCUCCAAAGGUGAGCAUCCAUCAUGUUAUAUUAAUUGAGAUGUGUAUAUACGAUAAAGAAAAUCGAACAUUACCACAUUUGACGAUUUAAUACGGAUGCGUUUGAAUUUGAGCCUCUUUUUUGAAAUUUUUCGUACUGAAUACUUUUUCCUCGGGCAAGUAGACCGGCUUUUCCCCAUGCAAAAACUCAUUGUUAUAUUUUUUAAAAAACCAAAAAUAAAAUAUUGUUUGUAAACAGUUUUUUUUUUCACAAAACCAAAAAUAGACUUUAUAUAAAUAUAAUAUAUUUUAAAAUAAAAUAUUGAAAUAGAGGAAUAUAAAUAUUUUUAUUAAUGAUUAGUCGUUAAAUUUCUAUGAUUUUUUAAAGUUAAGGAUAAUUUAAGUUAUUUUCACUGUUACUACUAAAUAAUACCAAUCGAUUCAUUAUUUUGUCCUUAAAAAAUAAUUUACUACAAAAAUGUAUAGGAAACUAACGACUCAACAUUAAUAAAAAUCUGUAACAACAAAAUUUUAUUUCAAAAAUAAAUUUAUAAAAUGUCUACAUCGGAUUAUUUUUCUUUAAUUUUUUUAUCUUUAGUUUUAAAAAAUGUAAAAUUGGAGAAUCGUAUCGCAAAGCUCUAGUAUAGUCGUUUAGUAAUUGUUAAUAAAAACAAAACUUAUAAAUAUUACAAACAAACAAAAAUUAUAGCAUUUGAUUUCCGUGAGACGCCCUAUAUAACGAGAAAAUGUUUACCAUGACACGACUAAAUACAAUGAGACAUUGCAGUCAAAGGUGCAUUUAAAAGGAUGGGUUAGCUAACCCCAGGCAGAAAAAUACUCAGCGUGAUAAAAUUUUAAUGAUUUUAUGUAGCGGUAUUAGGAGGAAAGAGAAAGCAAGGUUGGGUACCAGUUAAAAAAAAAUAAAUAAAAUAUUUUGGUGUGGACUGUGCCCAUGCUAAUCGGGGAAAGGAAGUGCCAAGGAGGAUAUCUGUUUGCCCCGGGCUGUACAAAUCCUAGACGCGCACCGACUUCAGUAAAUUAUUUAUAAUUUAUAACGUACGCGAUAUAAUAUUACAAAUUAUUGUCAUUAUUGUGCCGUACGAGCAAGUGAAGCGUACGUCAGAUUAAUAACGCGCGAUAGGCCGGGAGGGCGGUUAUAAUUAAAAUCGAACUCCUCCGGCCGUGCGUAAUCGAACGGUCCUAUACAUCACGCGAGCGGGCGCGCGCGCGCGACACCGAUAUGACGGAGUGUCGGCGGGCGAAAAGCGACUUUUGGCCGUUGUCGUCGUCGUCGCCGUCAUCGUCGUCAACAUAUAAUAUUAGGUGGGCGGAUUUCGGCAGUGCUGAAAGCUGCGGCGGCACCGACGACGGCCAAAACGCCCCAACAAGUGACCGUGAACAAGAGGCCGGUACACACAACAGGCGGCGGCGGCGGCGGCGUUUAACUCGAACCCGAAAUCCAUCCCGUGGGAUUACGACGACAACGGCGACGCGCGACGCCGCCGAUGUCCAACCGACCGUGUCGCCCCUGCAGCCGCCGAUCGUACCAUUAUUAUAAUAUUAUUGUUAUUAUUGUGAUACAAUAUUGCAGUGUCGUUUCUGUGACGGCGCGUACAUAAAAGCACCGCGGUCGACAGAUUUUUUUUACACCGAUUUAAUAAAAAAAAAAAACCCCGGUAAUCGUAACGUUAACAGCUAUACUAUAAUAUGCGAAAUUUUAGAAUUUUAUAAAUGCUGAUAAUGUUAAAUGAGUGAAUAUCGCUGUAUUAGGAAGGCAGUUGAAAGGAAGUAGAAUAUAGAGUAAAUUAAUUUAUAUAUUUUGUGCUCAACGUUAAACCAUUGGUAACGAAAAAUACGAUUCGAGUAAUACAAGUAUUAUUCGAAUUUCGAAGUCAUAUUUUACCAUUGCUGUCAAAGAUAACUCGGAAAUCUAAAAAAAAAAAUGUACUGUUUUCCCAAUUUAUUAAGAAAACUACAAUAAAUACUAAAAAACUGACCUCCUCAAAAUACAACCGACUAGAUCAAAAAUUCUACAAUAAGAAAGUUCUUAUAAAAUUUUUGAUUCGAACAAGAUUUCAGAAGAAAUGACACAAAAACUAAAAGACAUAAUUUGUCUUUAACGAAAAAAAUUAAUACAAACAAAGAACGUAUACAAAAAAUUUUAUUUCAAGAUGUGCAGGGUACGAAAGUCAAUCUAACUCUCAAAAAUGUAUCACAAAAUACAAGUGCAAUAAUAAUAACACAAUAUAACUAUUAUGAAUAACAAAUAAUAAUAAAUGUGACGAUAUUUUUAAGCAUAAAAAAAUAUUGUGUAAAAUAUAAAUAUUAUAGUCUUCUUAAAUUUAUUAUGAACGGAAAAAAAAUGUUUUUAAAAAGGGUUAGACCAUAAUAAUGAACUUCCACUGCGGUUAUAGAGAGGUGGUAUACUUGACAUAAAAGUUAUGGACCGAGAAAGAAGAACGAUCGCCCUUUUCCCCCUAUACACACCUUAUCCCCUACGAUCCCUCUAAGCUGUCAAUCAGCUCCGCAGACGACCGUACACGAGGCGAGUCCACGUGCCGAUAAUGGAACAGCUAAAGCGUUUUUGUAAGCACUCAGAUGACAGACCCCCACCAAAAAGUAUCACGUUUAAAAUGCAACCUAAACGUCGCUUAUCAAGUCAACCUGAAAGAAUAACAACUCACAGUUAUUUACUCGCUGACCUUUUUUUUUCUUUUUUUUUUCUUUUUACACUUCCCUUCCUCCAUGACAAAGUUAUUAAACGACCCCCGAAAAAAAAACAUAAUUCCGGCCACUACGUCAACAUUUUACAGAAGCAGCCGUUUCUAAUUAACCCAGCGAAGCGAGAACUAAGCUGCAGUAUUAUAUUUUAUCAAACUACCAACUUUUACUACUAAGUAAUACAUUUUUAGCUCGACAUAAAUCGUAUGCUUUAGAGAUGCGUGCAGUUUUUUUUUUGUUUUAAUAAAGAAAACUUUAAUUAAUUUUCGUAAUAUUAUUUCAUUACAAACUUAUUUUAUACUAUUAUAAUUUAUAUGUAUACACAAAUUAUUUCAUAAAAAUUAAUCUUUUUGGUGAUUAACUAAAUGCAAGUACUUACAUCAUAUAUCGAUUUGCCUUGCGAAUUUUCAAAAUAGUAACAAACUAAUUCCAAUCAUCAUACACACAUUCAUAAAAAGUAUAAUACUGCUAGCAGGCGUUCCACCUUUUUAGAAAGAAGAGAGGAUAUAUAAAGUAAUUCAAGUUAUAUAUUAUGUAAAUAUAAACCAUUGAUAAUGAAAAAUGAUUCUAAGUUUAUUAAUAAUAUUUUCCCCUUUUUGCCAAAGUAACCUCGAAAUCAACAAAAAUUUUACAACGAAUUGUCAGUUUUCCCCGUUUAUUAAGAAAACUACAAAAUAUGAUUUCCCUAAUGUACCAAAUAGAUAAAAAAUUUACAAUAAAGUACCUUUAAAGUUUUUUACUAAAGCAAUAUUUUUGGUAGAAAAGUGAUUUACAAAUACAAAAAAAAUUAGAAUUAAAAAAAAUACAUCACAUUAUAUGAACCAAAUGCUUCACCUAUAACUUAAAAUUCUAAAAUAAUUAUUGAAAUCAAAAUGUGGAAUUUUUAGUCAUCACAAGUAACUGUAAAAGUGACAAAAAUCUGAUUAAUAUAUAAUUUAUAUACUAAGUAAGAACAGUAUAAUAUUAUAUACUUAAUAAAUACACGAUUCCGUGCUUCGUGUUCAUUACUUUCCCUUCGAUUUUCAUUUGUUUUCUUCAUUAUGUAAAUGUAUAAUACAAAUCCCUUGUUUUUUUUAUCCCUCUAUUAUUUUCCCACCCUAUAUACAUUACCGAAUUUAUGACCGUGUGAAAUAAUCCUAUAUAUUAGUAUAUUAAUUCCAUCAUACUUAUUACAAAUCGAUUUUAGUUAUAUCAAUAUUGUCAAUUUUUACAUAUUGUCUGUUACUAAUUUUUAAAUUUCUAAAAAAGUAUAUAACAUAUAAAUAAUUAAGUUUUAAAUUUUAUUUUCACAAUAACGCAAUAUAUGUGACCAAAGAUAUGGUCCCAGGGAGUUAAGGGCCUAAGUCAAUUUGUACAGUUUUCAAUCUAAGCAAACUAAAUUUUGAAAAAUUGUCCACACAACUUAAUUAUAAAAAAAAGCCAAAAAUGAAGUUCAAUCUUUCUUCCUUGGAUCAAUAGAUAUAUUAAAUUAUUUAUGAACAUCCUAUAAUAUCUAUUACUUACGAAAAAUCAUUAAAUAACUUGUCGUCUUGCACUAUAAUAUUGUGGACCCUAGGGUGAUAUUUGGUAGUGGUUUUGUUUACUCACUGCCUGAUGUACGCAAACAAUUUGACGUACUCCCCGUUUUAUUGUCCCCUCGGGAUAUUUUUUUAGUCCCUUUGUUCAAAUUAACUCGCUACAAAUUAUUAUUAUUUAGACUUUAUUUAAUAGAAAAUAGAUGAACUGUGAUAAAUAAAUCAAGAGAAUAUUGUCUAUUAAUAUUAUUAUUGUCUAAAUAUAAUGAAUUGUUGUACAUUGUUAUUGAUUAAUUAUUGGUCGAGUGUAUUAUUAUUUGAACAAUAAACUAAAUGUAGUAAAUAUAUACAACGCCUGCAUAAAUACAAUGUAUAUUAUAAACUCUGCGUUUUUAAAUUGCAAUUGAACCGUACAAUUUACUUGAAAUUUAUAACAUUUCAGAUCCAUAUCAAAUGUUCGGAGCCACCAGCAGUCGUUUAGCUAGUUCUGGUAAGUUAAAGUAUUCAAAUAAUAUAUUGUCAUAAUAUGCCUUCAAUAUAUAAUACUUAAUUACUUUAAGAUUAAUUAAUGGAAAUCGAUUUCGUUAAAAAUAAAUUGUUUAAAUAUUGUAUUAUGUUAUCUUUCCCUUUCAUCUUGACUAAAAUACACUUUCAAAUAUAAUAAGUUUGUAAUUUUCAAAAAGAUAAUAAUAUUAUAUUAUAUGUAUUUAUCUGUUACUUUACAUUAGGUAUAGGUACCUAUUAAAUGUUUAAGUAUAUUGUUUCAAUAUGGUAAUGACUAUCGUGGUUCAUUUUUUUUUUUAUUGUUAUUAUUGCCAAGGGUGUCUAUAUAAUAGCGUAAAAAAUAUUCCCACGCGAUACUUGACACUUUUCCGGCUUUGGUUUGAAUUAUGUUCGGCUUGCGUGUAUACUGAAUCGACUUUUGCCACACUCUCGGCUCACAACCCGUCAUUCGUCACGGUCUAUGAUGCCCCUAACAAUAUCUUAUCUGGCAACCAGGUACAUGUUUUAUAACAACAUAUAUCAAUAUAAAUAAUUAAGACUGUAUACGGUCUCUUUUUUUUCAUUUCUACCUAUUGAUUUAAUAUUAUGGAAACAGUAAACAAAAUAUAAUAUAAUAAUAAUUGUUUUUAAUCGAUUUUAAAUAAAUAAUUUGUAACUAUAAGCCUACAUUUUAGAUACACUCAUAUAUAUAUAUCAUUAUGUUAUUUUAACUUUUAAUCGAGCAAAUCGCGCUUUUGGUAUUUGUUUUAAACUAAAAAAAUUAUACAGUAUAUAUAAUCAUAAACUCAUAACGUAAUCGUGCAUAUAAAAUCCCAUUAGUACUACAUUAUUUUACGUCAUUAAAUAAUAUUAUUUGGAUACUGUACAUCAAUAUUUUGUUUACUUUUGUUAACUUGAAAGACCACUUUAUCCAAAUAUCCGUUAUUAUUUUGAUUAGAGAAAACAAAUUGUAAAUUCGCCUCUUUUAAACAAAUAAUUUAAACUAUAAUAAUAUACGUAUUGUAUGUGUAUGUUGAAACACAGGUUCUGGGCAAAUUCAACUUUGGCAAUUUCUAUUGGAAUUAUUGUCCGACAGCAGUAACGCGGCGUGUAUCACGUGGGAAGGUACAAACGGUGAAUUUAAGUUAACCGACCCGGACGAAGUAGCACGUCGAUGGGGUGAAAGGAAAUCCAAGCCGAACAUGAACUACGACAAAUUAAGCAGAGCAUUAAGGUAAACCAAGUCGUGGAUUACGACAAAUAAUAAAUAUUAAGAUAGAUAAAAAAUUAUUUAGAAAAUGUGAAUCAUAUAUCGAAUAUAAUAAUAAUAUAUAGUUUAAGACAAGGGCAUAUAAAUGCUCUAACUUACGAGCCUUCAAUACAAAUUUUGUCUACAAUAACAUUUCGACGACAGUGUUUGAUGAAAAUAACCAUAUACCGUAAAUAUCAUUAAACUUUUUUCGUGUACCGAUUUUCGGCAUUUCACCUCGAACACACCUCCGCAAUUGGAUUUAUAUACGCAGAACACCCCGCGUGUGUUCCGGCAGCGGCUGACACGUAGUAUUCGCUCAUCCGCUGCGUACCUACCAAAGGGCGAACGUGUAAUAUAUCCUAAUUACGGGGUAAGGGCGGUGCAGGCGACGGAAUAGAAGCGAAGGGGUGUGAAACUGGCUUUGGGCGCUCUAAUUGUGCGCGAGGGGUUGUUGGUCGGUGAUUGCCACUGAUUGUGCGUUAAUCACUCACGCCCUUCCUCGCCCAUGGAGAAAACGCGACGAUACAACUGGAAACGUUUAUUAAUUCCGUGUGCGUAUGUAUAUAUAUAUAUAUAUAUAUAUAUAUAUGUAUACGCACAGAAACUGUUUUAUUAUAUAGGCGCACACCGAUUCCUCACUUAUAAUCCGGACAUUUUGUUUAUCGAUUUUACCGUUUCGUCCCGGUGUGAUUGAAAAUAUUCAAUUCUUUAUCGUUGUAAAAAAGAUAUAUACAUAUACAGCUGUCCCAUGAAGAUAUAUCCAUUGUAAUAUCUCUAAAGAUAAUAAAUAUAAUCAAAUUCUGUUUUGUUUAUAUUAUUCAUAAGGAUAAAAACUAUAAACAUUUAUAUUUAAAUUAAUUUUUUAUGUGUUGGUAAAAAAAUAAUUUUUUAUUUUAUUAUUUUAGAAAAAAUUGAAAAAUGAAAUUUUAUAGUUUAUUCUUCAGAAAAUUUUGACGUUUCAAAUUUUAUUUUCAUUAAAUUCACGAUUUUUAAUAAUUUUUUAGUUAGAGAAAAAAGUGAUUAGUUAAUUAGCCAUUAUAAUAAUAAUCAAUUAGCGAAUGCAAUUACAGUAGAGUGCAUAAUUAUAGGUACUUUAGGUACUUUUUAGUACAUAGGUACUUUUCGCUGAACUUUAAAAAAUUAUUAAAAACCAUGAAUUUAACGAAAACAUUUAAUUUAAAAUUAAAACGUCAAAAUUGUCAAAAUAAUAAACUCUAUACUAGAAGUAUUCAAACUUUUUCAUCCACAGCUCCUUUAUGUCUUCACAAAAUUUUACGGCUCCCAAAUAAUUAUUAAUGACAAAAAAAAACUGUUACACCUACGUACAAUUUUUCCUAACAUUAACUAUAAAUCGUUGAAUUUUGAGAAUAUUUUUAAGCAUUUGAUGCAGUUAUGAUAUUUAAUCGAUUUGUAAAAAGUGUACAUAAUAAUUUAUCAAUUAUUCAUAUUUUUUUACAAACACACACACUAAAAAAUGUACAUUUACUUAUAAUCAUUCAAGUUAUUUAUUUUUUUAUUCGUCCCUAUACUUGCUCUAUAAUGAUAUAUUAAUAAUAAUUCCAUAUUGCAUCACGCGAUUACAAAACUCAUUCGAUGUUUUUGACUAGGAAAUGAAAUUAAGUCAACGGGAUUCAAAAGGGGACCGGAUAUAAAUUGAUGACCGUGGGUAGGAAAACCAUUUACCGUCAACUACGCAGUUAUUACGACUGGGAAUCAUUCCCAUUUAGGUCCCUGCAGACCAUCAUAUAUACUUCCGACUAUACAAUAUAUCCUACCUAUACCUGAUGUUUAAUCGACCGCACAAAACGAUAAUAUUUCAACAGCAAUAAAUUGUAUAACCUUUAAAAGACGAGUAAGGUACAAUAAUUAUAGGUAUUAUUCGUCUUUUGAAAAUAAAACGUAAAAUAAAACCUUGAAAAUAAAAGGAAAUUAUAAAACUCUAAAAUAAACAAAACAAAAGUUUUUGUGAAUAAUAAUGAUGUACAAAAAUAUAAAAAAUAUACUUAUAUUAAAAUAUAUACAUAUUAUAUUUUGUUAUUUUUUUUUGCUUAUAAAAAUAUGUGCACGUCCUUAACAUGAUAUUGUAUUCGAUCGGUUUUUGCAGGUAUUACUACGAUAAAAACAUAAUGACGAAAGUGCACGGAAAAAGAUACGCGUACAAGUUCGACUUCCAAGGAUUGGCAGCGGCUACUCAGCCGGCGGCCGCAGAUCCCACCGCGUACAAAUAUCAGUCGGACUUGUUUAUGACGACCUAUCACCACCAUCACCAUCAUUCACCGAAAUUAAACUUCAUUUCACCUCACGCGCCCGGAAUAACGUCUAGUACAGGUAAAUAUUAUUAUUAGAAUGUAGCUUAUAACUCUCCUCUAGCUAUACUUUUGAAUAACUUUAAUAUACAUUCAGCGACUUCAUUAUGCCUAUAGUCCCACAGAAAAAAAGCCUUAAGUCAACUUUGUAUAAUUUUCAAUACAACCAAAUUACAUUUUGAAAAUUAUUGCUCAAGAACAAAGUAGCAAGAUUAUUACUAAACGGCUAAAUUACUUAACAGCCUAAUCUAAAUACAAUCAUUCUAAAUAUCUUAAAUCGUUUAUAUAAUUUAAUAUAAUUUUAUAAUUGUGCCUUUUUUGUCAAACAAAAAAUGCAUCGUAGUAACUUAAGAUAUUUUAAUCUUUAGUAUAACAUGAAUAGUUAGAAUAUGCAUACACGUAUGCGAUUUAGGAUAAAAUUAAAAUUCCAAAAGUUGCCUUAAUCCCUGCUUAUUCCCUGGAACCAAAGAUAUAUAUUGUCAAAAUAAUAUUAUUCUAAUAAAUUAUCAUUUUUUUGUGUUAUAAACAAUACAUUUUAGCGUGUCUGAAAGAAAAAAAAAUAUUGUUAUACUCGUAUCCCGCAAAAAGGUAUUAACCUAAAUACGAAAAGUCAUUAACUUCCAUAUAUUAUAUUUUUUUUUGUUUUUUUUUUUUUUUUAACGGCAAUAAAUAAAAACUUAAAGGGAUUCAUAUUAUGGUAACGUAAAACCGACUAGUGUAAUUUCAUAUUAUAUAUUAUUAUUUGUAUCAACGAUUAAAAAUUUACGUUUUUAAUUUAUUACUGUACAUUAAUAUAUUGUGAAAUAAAUAAAAUAUAUUAUUUUGAAAUAAUUUAGAGUCUACUAAAAAUAAUAUAAUUUAAAAAAAAAAAAUCAAUAAUGUGUACUGGAAUUCUACGUUACCUUUAUACACUUUUAAACCAUUAUAAAAUAGUAAAAACAAUCAGUGACAUGAUGGAGAACAUUUAUUUGAGAGGCGAUAAUCGUCUCCGAGAUUUUUAGAAAAUUUGGAAGAGGGUGUCUAAUUUAUAUUUGACAUAAUAAUUGAAUAAUAGAAAUUGUUAUAGAUUAUAAUUUAAUUGUCUGUUAAUAUUAUCUGUAAAAAUAAUGACAACAAUAAUUAUAAUAAGUACUAUUAUGUGUUCAAUAUCACGUAUGUACUUUACUGUUUAGUUUUAAUGGAACGCAUGAAAUGAUACAUUUUUUCGCAUUUUUAUCAAAAUUCAUUUUCAUUAAAAUUUGAAUUAUUUGCGCUUAUAAAACAAAUUACAACAUUAUGCUUAAAUAUUUUUAUAGAAAUUUGUAUUAAAUUUUCAGAAUUUUCGCUUGGGGAAAACAAUUUUAAUCACAUAAAAAACAAAUAAAAACCUAAAAAAAACUCGACAAUUUUCAGUAUCUAUAAUUAUCUGAAAAAUGUCCAGAAUAUUUUGUAAAUUUUACCAGCGAAAACAGCUAUUCGAUAUUCUGUGAAAUUUCCGGCCUCUAAGACUAUUUUUCACUGAAUUAUGUUUAAAAAUUGAUAUAAAGGGAAAGCGGGGGUAAAACCCCCUCGGGUUAUGUUUGGUUCCAAUAAUAACAAGAGACAUUAAUUUUUUUUUUUUUUUAAGUCUUCUAUAGUCCCUCUUUUAUUUUUCUAUUCAAUCAAUGACAACUACUGAAUAGUAUUCAGUGUUUAUUAUUUAAACUACACACAUAUUUUGAGCGAGUCAAAGCCAAAACAAUAUUUAUGAUGAUGCAACGAGAGACCUUAUUUGACUGAGACUACAAUGGGGCAUAAACAUUUUACAAAGUUUUGGAGAUCUUCAUGAGUGGAUUGAGAAAGGGGAUAAACCUCAAACUCCACCUUAUUUGUACCUACAGUGUUUAAAAAUAAUUCUAUUUAAUUCAAUUUUUAAAUACCUAAAACACAUUUCUAUGUUAAGACAAGUCGACCGCUACACAAGAAUCAGACAGGUACGCAAAAAAAACUUUGAAUAAGGUUCAAAACAAUUGGUAAUAAUUAAUAUUGUACCUAUAAUACAAUAACAUGAUCUACUCUCUACGCAACAUUUGUUGGUGUCUCUAUAACUUGUAGCAUUGCAUAAAAUUAUACAUAUAAUCCUAAGCGUACAUACAUUUUAAAACAGAAUUUAUAACCACAGGUAUACAACAUUUUUCUAUUAUAGUUGAAACAAUGUACAUAUAUUACGAAAAAAAAAAAUAAAUACAUUUUCUGAUUUGCUCAUGAAAUUAAUUUAAAUAAAUACAAAAAAAUACAAAACUUAAUUAUAAAAAUUAAAUUAGUUAUUAUAUGAAGUAUUACUAAAUAAAUUAAAGUAUAUAAUUGAUUUUAUGAACUAAGAAUUCGAUUUUACAAUUUACUAUUAAAUCACAACAUAAGAGACAAAUUGUUUGAUAAACUAUUACUAUUUAAAAUUGUACUAUGAUUUGUUUAAAAAAUUAAAAAUAGCCAUUUUUUAGAAUAAAGUUUUAGUGGUUAGUGCUAUAAUUGUAUAAUAUUGACUCAUGGAAAAGAAAGUCCUUGUGAUUUGAUGUGCUCUGACUAACGAUUAAAUAAUAUAAUAGAUUAAAAACCACAAUAAUAUUCAUGUUUGCAAAAAUUUCAACAAAAUGCAGAAAAUAAAAGACCAUACCAUACUUGUACAUAUACAUAUUUGAUACCCAAACAAAAUUUUUAACCACCAAACAUUUUCUGAAAAUCUAUAUUACACAAUGGCUAUUUUGAAUUUGUUUCAAGAAAUUUAAGUCAAAUUUCAAUUUUUUUUAUUUUAAGUCUUAUUUUUAUUUAUUUAGUAUAUAUUAACUGUUGUAUCGCAGAGGCAAACUAAUUAUUUUCAAAAGAUAUACACGAUUAAAAAUAUUGAAUAGAAAAAAAGUUAUUUCAAGUGUCAGAUCAUUGUGUGUUUAUAUUAUGUAACCUAUUUAUUUUGUAUAUAUAUAUAUAUAUAUAAAAAAAAAAAACCAUAGGAAUAGUAAUUGUUAAAAAGUACUUUUUGUAAAUCGGACGAUUGCUCUCUUCUUCUCCCGGCAGUGACGAAAUUAUUCGACCGCCACCGCGCCUGCUUCCACUCGGAAUAAAUAACAAUAAUAAUAAUAAUAACUAUCGAGUUUUUCGUUACGAUACUAUCGUGUCGGCGCGUUGAAAUCCCGGGCCCUAAAAUCGGUCGCGACGAUUCGCAACGAUAAUAUUACGACGGGUGUUCGCGGCGGCGGCGACGGAUUUUUCCCCGUUUGUCACCCGCCGCCGACGCCGUUGCCGCCGACCGGUAAAACUAGACAAACACCUCCGGCGGCCGCUUACGAAUAAAACCGUACAUUAUGUAAACGACGGCGACGACGACGAUUGUGCGUUUAAAGCGUGAAAAUCGCACGCGGGGACCCAAGAGCAUCGCGAACGGGCGAAACGCAAACAAAACUUGUCAACCGCACGCCUUUUACCGGCGACGGCGACGGCGGCGGCGGCGGCGGUGGCGGCGGUGGUGGAAAUUUACACGGAGCAGUCGUGACGGCGGCCGCGGCGACGAGGGUGCGCUCAAAUGUGUGUAUAAUAAAUCGCGUUGCCGGCGGGCGUGAUGUGUAUUGACCCGUUUACGUGUACGUAUAUAUAAGCGACGUAUACGUGUACACCUACUUAUAUACACUGGGGGGGGGGAGAAAGAAAAAAAAACGGAGGAAAAAAAUGAAUAGAAAGAAGAGUCUGUACGCGAUAACGUUUACGUAUAUACACACCUAUAUACCUAUGUAAUAUUAUAAUAUACGCUGCACUCGCACGCCCGUACCCUUAAAAGCGCAGUCGUGUGUAUGUGCUUUGAACUAUAGACGUGUGUGCAUUUUUUUUUUUCGUAUUUUUUUUUCUUCGCGAUUCUCCAAACGAUCCUUUCCCUGAACGCGCAAUAAAUAGUAUACAUUCUUUUUAUGGUCAAUAACGACAACAAUAAUAAUAAUAAUAAUAAUAAUACAAAUGUUAAACUAUCGGUAAACCAACACGGCAAACGCACUCCGCAGUCGUGUACGCGUCACGCCGCGGGGUGUUCGAUAUUAAUUCUUCUCGACUCGUCUAAUAAUAAUCGAUAUCCGUAAAUUUAAGCGGAAAAAAAAACGCUAUCACGUGUAAUACGGCGGCGCGUCGGUAAAAUAUAAAAACGUAAAAAAAAAAUUCAUCUCCGUCCCUUCAGAUAUCUGUACAUUAUAUCGCACGCUUCGCCCCGUUCGCGAGAUUAAUUUCGGCUAUUGUCGAAAAACGAACGCUGCCAGCGCCUUUAAUUUAACGACAAUAUGCAAAUGCCGGGAGAAACUUUUAUUUUGUGCUCGCGUAUACAUUCGGACGGCGAACGUGUUGGUGCAACAGCUACCUAUAUAUUAUUAUUAUAUAAGUUACGUGCGGCAUUCGGACGAAUAUUAACCUAAAUCGAAUCCCCUAAAUUGCCAACGAAUUUGCAUAUCAGACGCGCGCUAUUGGAUCGCGAGUUGUGCGGAACGGCCAGGUUAAAAAGUUUCAAAAAAAAAAAAAAAACCAAUGACAUUAUUGUUAUAAAAUGCGGCGCCCCCGGGACGUCAUAAUGCGUAACGUAUACGUUUAUAUUAUGACGCGUUUAUGUUACCGUGAAUCAAUUGGGACCGUAUAUUUAUAGGGAGGGAGGAUUAUUGGCUCUAUAGUUCCCCUCUAUGUCCCCCGUCGUCGUGUUUUUACUCUCGUAAAUUAUUUCCGAAUAAUAUUCUAGAACGAACGAUAAACAUAGUCGUGAUAUUAUAAGAUUUCGGCAACGCGGCCCAAUCGUAUAUUAACAUACUGAACACGAAAUAAAAUGCAACCCAACGUUGUUUUGCAUACAAAAUUGGCGUCUAUUUUCGAUUAAUUUCCUAACGAUAGAAUUUUAGUUUUAUACGUGUAUAUUUUUUUGUUUAGUGUUUAUCAUUCAAUAUUCCAAAUUAAAAUAAAGUUAUUGAAAUAUUACGCUUUCGGACCAUUGCCAUUUAUCCUUAUCAUUUUCGGACGUCUGCGCCCUACCGCCCUAUCCAUACACCAUAAUAUAUUAUGAUCUAAGUUCCGUGAUUGCACGGAAUAGCACCAUAAUAAAAACAAACCAAUUUUAAUCAAAUCAUUUCUUUUCCUGGGGCACACUUUAUUUUGUGGGGAACAAUAUUUUACAGAUAUGCCUGUUUAGUUAGUCGCGUACCGCGUACUCGGGCAUCCGCGGUAACAUAGGGUACAUGGUUUAAGCGAACGAUUCGGAGGGCAUAACGACCGCCGAAGCGCCGCCACCUCGUGAUUUAUACGCGAAGGCAAACACGGUUAUAAUAUUAUUAUUAUGAUACUACACAAUAUUAUUAUUAUUGUCGGGAGACCGUCGUCAGACGCGUUGUAAAUUCGUCGGCCGGCACCCUUAAUAAGCGCGGGCCACCGCCGCGGCGAACAUUAAGAGGCUGGAGAUUUAGUGGCGCGCGCGGACCGACGACGGUGGCGAUAUUUAUACGCCGAAACGAAUCGUCUGUCUCAUUAGCCGUCCACAAUGGGCCCUUAAUGACUGCAGCGCGCCUUCGCCGUCCGGCCCUCGCCACCACGCCGCGUUUAAUGACUAUACGCGCGGGACCCUUCUUUAUUUUUCCGCGAUGCGCCAGUCCUGUCUGCACCAAGACAUUGUAUCCAGUGAUUUUUCGCUCGGGCGCCCGGCACUAUAAUACACCGUAACGCGCGCCAUAUAUUAUAUUAUUACAUAAUACGCUACUCGUCAACGCGUCAUCAAUAACGUCAAAUUAUGAUCAUCCUAAGCGGUUAUUAUGUCGUACAAUAAAACACACGAGUAUUAUAAAUCGUUGUCGUUCUCGGCCGAAGCGCGACGUGACAAAUUAUUAUUAUUAUUAUUAUUAUUCACGAGGCGCGGCAGCGGCGCACGGUGCGCGGCUUCCGUCGUCAGUCCGACGAAACGAAUAUCAUCACCAUGCUCUCGUGUUCUCUCCCCGCAUACGUAAUUAUAUUGAAAUACAUGGGAAUUGACAAUUCGCCCAAAUUAAUCCGUCCUAAUAUUGUAAUGGUAACAUCCGUGUUUGCCAUAUUAACAUUCGAGGAGAAAGAUUAUUAUAGUAACGAUAAUCAUUAUUGUGUAGUGGCGACCACAACCGAAUUAAUCAAUUAUUAAAUUAUUUUCAUUGAUUAGACACCUUAUAAUUUUGUCCUUUUUGAAUUGUAUAUUAUACAAAAGUACGUUUGUUAUUAUUCCUGUCCAUUUUAUCUUGAACAUUUUUCGAUAACGCCACGCAUUUCAAAAUCCUUUAGUUUUAUUUUCCGUAACGAUUAUCCAAAUGUCAUAGUUGUGCAAAUUCGCAUAGCAUUUACAAACACUUCCAAUAACUUUACCCUUACCAGCAUAUUUAUUAAUAAUAAUUAAUACACAAGAUAGCAUAAUCUGCAUUUAACAUUGUAUAAUAUGCGUCCGACUAGGCAUCGAGUAAAAAUAUUCAAAAAAUAUGUCAAUCUGUCGCGAAAUAUCAUCAAUUUAUAUAAAUAUACGAAAUGUAAAAAUUUAAAUCGCCCUUAAAAAUAAUAAUAAAGAAUUAAUUAUACAAACUUUUUCACAAAUUGAACAAUUCAUAUUAUUAUUAUUAUUAUUAUUAUUAAUAUUAUUAAUUUUUUUGAUUAUUUUCAUACAAUAAUUUGUCAUUAGUGUAAAAUAUAAGUGCAUCGGUCGAAAUAAUAUGAUAAUUGUUCGUCCCCGAGGAUGGGAUUGAUAGACGGAGCGAUUAAAAAGCGUUAACGAGGUCCGGGUACACGGAGAUUUAAAAAGAAAAAACCGUCAAAUAUGCGAUCAGUCAUGUUUUUCGUGCUGCAGCAGAGCGGAAUCAUUCGUGUAAAACACGCGUGGGGCGAGGCGGUGCCGAUGAAAGACAGAAAGAAAGAGAGACAGAGAGAAAGAGCGCGCGAAAGAGCGCGAGAGCGAGAAUGAGAACGGGGAGAGAGAAAGAGAGAGAGAGAGAGAGAAAUAACGGGAUAGAUACAGAGAGAACGACAAAAGCGAUCACGGACGAGCUUUUGUCGGGCGUCAGUCCCGGCACCGGAAAUUGCUUGGCGCUGCUGAACCGAUAGCGCGCAUCUCGCUGCCGCCACCACUGUUCCCCGGGACCGAAAAGCGUUUAUUAAAGGCCCCGGCGGCGGGCCGCGAGCAAACUCCUCCGAUCCACAACGACACUACAGCAGGCAAGUUACCCAAACAAAUGCGACCGCGUUGUUGUCUUUGCUAAACACACGCGCACACGCGCGCGUAAGUAAUGUUAUUCGAACCGUAGGGUAAGCGUCAGCGCACACGAGAGACGGUUCGAUAGCGGUCCACGGAGUGCGACGAAUCGUGCGCGUUUGGCUUACAAACACACCUGAACCGUGUCCGAAAUUUCUACGUAGUACCGUAAGAUAUCGAUGAAAUCACCCCCACCCGUCCCUCUUAAAGAAAAAUUGAAAUGCUCGUCGCGUUAAAGCGGCGUGGAAAUGAGUCUACCACGUAAUAAAACAUUUCAAAUGUGCUUUAGUUAGUGUUAUAUACCAACUAAACACUUGCGGAAAUAAAUCUUAAACUAUGUACGUAUAAUGAGAAUUUCGCAGUUAUUAUCGAGAAGAUCUAAAAAUAUAAAAAAUUUGGAUCACGGAACUCGUAAAAAGCUUUUUAGUGUCAGGCCGACCCGCGUGGUCCAUUACGGAUCGAGACUUGAAAUUGUCCGUUGUCAACAAUCGGUGGAGUGUACUGGAUGUGAAGGAUAUUGGAGUUAUAUCUCUCGCCCCUGUUGACUUAAAAACAUACAUUAAAUAUGAGUAUUUACUUACAGCUAUUUAAUCUUGAAAUAAAUACAUUUCAAUGGUCAAGCCAAAUUACUAGCAAAAAGCUUUAUGUAGUGAAUAUUAAUAUCAAUCGACUCUUUUAGGACUUUUAAAUCCCUAUUGUCGAGUUAGGUGUAAAAGAAGAUUCUGCAAUUUAUUCUUGAUUAUUUUAUUAACUACAUCCCCUCCCGUUGAACAUUUCUUGGCACACUACUGGUCCCUGUACAUAGUAUAUAUAAUAUCAUUACUCAUAUGUUUAUUGUGUAUCUCGUGUACCUUUUUUAUCUCGUAUAGUACGGGAAGAAAUUCGAUAAUAUUAUCCUCGAGUAUGCGAAUUGUACGAUUGACAUUCAAAUCGUCAUCGAACGACUUACAGAAACUUUCGGCCAUCCAACUGCUAUAAAUCGCACGCACCCCGUGGCAUGUACUCGUGACGACGCCGCCACACGAUCAAGUUUUGCUAUUUAAGUAUAUAAGUGGCGACACGUGAAACACUCUCGAACGCAACUUCGUGAUUCAAAUCCCCCGAAAGCAAGUAUAAGGCGUGUUUGGUAUUUUUUAUUUUUUUAUCUCUUAAAAAUAUAUUUUCGCAACAAGAUUUCCAUACCAAUAGAGAGACAGCUGCGCCUACGUGACUAUAUAGGUAUAUUAUUAUAAUUCACGAGAGUACUGCAGCCAUUGUUCGGCAAAGUUUAAAGUUUUCAGUAAUAUACGUACCUAACGCGUUGUACAGCAUACAUAUAGGUAUAAACUACAUAUACGAUUAUAUAAAUGAAUUAAAAAACAUGGAUUAAAAUUUUAAACACCGUUAGUUGAGGUCAGUAUCGAGGAUCUACAAAUUAUUUUAACCUAGGGCGAAACACAUUAACACGCAUCCAUGUAUCAUGUAUAAGUUACCCAAAUAAGUUGAACUAUUCACCUUCGUGUAUCUUUUAGACACUUUCUAGUUAUAAUUGUCUCCCCUAAAAAAUACAACACAGGUUGAGGCCACUAUAACUUUCACAUAAAUUAAUAAUUUGAAACCUAAAUCUGAUUCAACCUGAUAUCGAAUUUUCAAAAAAAAAAAAUUAUUCUCGAAAUAAUUGCAUUUUGUCAUACAAUAAAAUACAAUUUAGUUGAAAAUAAUAAUGAUAGUGGAAUUCGUCAUUCGUUAACCAGUUGGCGAUAUAUUCCGCUUUUAAAUUUAUAUAAAGGUGGGAGUAGUGAAGCACUACUUAAAUACUAAUCCUCCUCUACUAAAACUUAAGAAUGGAAUAAUGCCCCUGGUUGAGGAUGGACAAAAAUUUUAAAUGUUAACACCAUAAAGUAUUUUUACUAAAACGACAUCUAUUUAUGUUAUAGGUUGCUAUUUAAAAAUCAUAUUUAUAUAGUUUGUAGGUAUUAUAAGAAAUAUAUAGGUAUAUAUAUUACACUUAGGUUUAUUUUUUUUUAGAAAAAUAUAAUAAAUGUACAUUAAAAUGUAUAACUUACACCUAACACACCGUCACAGAAUCCAAAUAACAACAAUUAUUUUAAUUAAUCCAAUAAAUGUAUGGCAUUCGUGCAGUAAAACUUUCUUUGAACUUUCUUUCGAACUUAAAUAUCGACGAAACCACGAACGGAGCUCUAUAUUAUUUCAUUUAAAAGUUUCAUCGUCGAAGUCAAAAUGCAAUGUAGUUAUUUGCCAUAGACGGUCUAAAUAUGAAAUGUUAAUAUUUAUAUAAUACGAUGUACCUAUUUACCACAAUAAACUAAAAUUGCAUUUGUAAUAAAAUGUCCACUGUUUGACUAGUUGUGCGUGUACAGCAGUAUACAGACUGAAAUAUAAUUGUUACGAAACGAGGUACGACAAAAUCAAUUUCGAAAAAUCCAUUAGUUUGUAAUUUCAUUUGUCAAUAUGUUCGUUUCGGUCGAACACCGAACAGGGGUUUUUGUCCAUCGCAAUAACCCGUGAAAUAUUGGAAACGAAACCCCUCGGCUAAAACCGCUUACCCGUUGGCAAUGGGAAAAAUACAUUUUCUGCAAUAACUAAGUUUUCCCUUUUGGUUUUUAUAUGUUGUUCCGGUGCACGAAUAUUCUUCGGCUUUUACCAGACAAACCCAAUUACGGUAUAUAAUAAAAAGGAAGCGAUUAUUUUAACGUAUUUAUUGUCCGGUAAAUGCGUAUAGACAUGUAUAAUAAUAUACGUUUAGAUAUAUUCCUAUAACAACAGUUGGCCGCCAGUUCUGAUUUCAUUUUAAAUUAUUCGUAUAUAUAUAUAUAAAAAAAAAAAAGAUGUUUUAAUAAAAUGCCAAUUUGUUUUAUUUAAUAAAAUCACUUUAUAUGAUAACGUUCAAUGUCAAAUGAACAAGUAGGUAUUAAAUUAUAAACAUUUGUAUUUUGUUUUUACUUGUAUACAAAUAUGAAAUAGGUAGGUAUCAAGAACUGAGUAUUGGUAUCGGGUAGAAUAUGAUAUAAUAUCGAAAUAGAACAUGUAGGUAUUUAUUGAAUAUCGAAUUCUACAUUUUUGGUAUCACCUAUCUCUGCAUUUUAAGAACAAAAUUGCAAACCCAAACAAAAGCGAAAAUAAAGAAACCGUUAUUGAGUCAUUUUUCCCGUUUUACCAAAUAUCCAAUCAUUAAGAAAACUAUUAUCUAAUAAAAUUUAUAAAAAAAAUGACCUCUCAAUAUACCAACUAGACAAACUUUGCAACCAGACACUCAAUCAUUAAGUUGUUCACAAACUAAAAAAAAACAAAAUUUCCUAUUAAAACCAACGAUAGUGUAUUUCUCGCUUAGCAGCGCAUUAUUAGUAAAGUUUUGUUCAUUUCAACAAAGAGCGUACACUUUUUUGCAUUGAUUUUAACACUUGGUUGUAGAUUUGACACCUAUAUACACAUUUGAUAAUGUGAUAGAUGUGAUUAGUGUAUUCUUUAUCAACAAAUUACGCUUUAGAUUCUAAGUGGAGUAAAAAAGCUUGUGGUUUUAGAAAGAUGUUUAUUUUUUUUUCUGUAAACAACUUUUCUACCACAAGUAUUGCUCCAAUUUACAAUGAUAUCAAUUUUUCUAAAACGAAACCUGACUGGGUAGGUAUUUUAGAAAGGUCAUUUUUUUUGAUUUUCUUAGGAGUUUCUCAAUAAAUAGGAAAAAUCAAGGAAAAAUAUGAGAAAACGAGUAAAUAGGUACAAUAUUAAAUAAAUAUUAUUAAAGAAAAUAUAUAAUGGUUAUUUAAUUAUUUUACUCUAAUAUGACAUAUAUAUUAUUGACAAAGUAACACUAUCAACUGAACUCUGCUCAGAAUCGUUUUUUCGUUAGCAAUAAUUUAACGUUGCUUACAAAUUUACAUUGAAUUUCCCCUCUACUACUAUACAAAUUUUAAAAAAACAAAAAACACUUACAGAGAGCCACAGCGUUAUUAGAUUUCAUUGUUUUUAAUUUUUGCAAACUAUGUUUUUUACCUGAAAUAUUAUGAUCUUUUCAAAACAUGUAUAACCGAACUUCGCCCCAUAUCGUUUUUUGUUAACAAUGGUUUAUCGUUGCUUAAAAAUAUAAAUUAAAAAUAAUAAAAUACAUUAAUAGCGAAUUAACGAAAAAAAAAAAAAAAAACAGGGGAUCGUGUGGAUCCCAGCUAGGAUAUUGAAGUCCACUAUUCAGAAAAGAUUGAGUUUGGAGUUUAAAAUGUCCGUUUCUGUUUCCAUUCACUAUGGAGUAUGCGCUUCCGGCGUCGCACGUCACGCUAAACGGUAAACAGACCGGUAGCUAGUCGUAGUCCGCAUAUUAGAAAAAUCAUUUUUUGCAAUUUGCAACGUUACAAUUUAUGUAACGAAACCAUCGUUGUAUCCACGAUGUGUAUGAUGGUAAUAAACGCAGAUUACGGAUAGUACCAUUUCAUUUUACAGCGCGCGCUCUAUUGGGGCGGUCCAGAUGACUUAGAUAAAAUAGUAAUUGGCAAAAUAACUUCUCUAUAAUCAAUGCUAAUAUGUUAACUCGACGCGUGUGUUUUUCGUCUACAGGCAGCAUAUUCCCGUCGGCGUCGUCGUACUGGACAAACCCGGGCGCCAACCUGUACUCGAAUAUUGCGGCCGCGUCCGCGUCGCACUCAAUGGGCCACCACCAUCAUCCGGGAGCCAGCACGGCCGUCAGCCACCACACGGGCGUCUCACCGCACCUGGCCAGCUAUUCGCACUACGCGUCACCAUGA
Messenger RNA from Cinara cedri, 55049 nucleotides. The record is from the annotation of a GenBank genome assembly. Lineage: Eukaryota; Metazoa; Arthropoda; Insecta; Hemiptera; Aphididae.